AUGGAUGACAUAUUCCAGGAGUGAGGACCUGAGGGCUGCAUUCAAAUCUGGGCAAAUGUCUGGGGGGCCACAUGACAGUGGUGGGCAGGGCCAGAUGCAGAAAUGGGUGGACCAAUGUACAGCAUUUUCCCGUGUAUAAGACUAGGAUUUUCCCCUAAAAGAUAAUGUCAAAAAUUAAGGGGUGUCUUAUACACAGAUACAUCUCCCCCCAUUUUCUUAAAUCUAAGACCCCAAAAUAGGGGGCAUCUUAUACAUGGGGCAUCUUAUAGAUGGAAAAAUAUGGUAACUUUGUUCAGUAGGCUAGUUUCCACACAUGCUCAUCCUGCUCCCUGUCUGCCCUCCAUACAGACAAGCAAGGCAUGUUCAAAGUUCAUGGACACAUUCCAGCCAGGCAAAAGCACUCAAGGAGGGUGCAAAAUUGUUGAGUCUUCAGGACCAGAGAGACUCCUAGCUAGCACAUUUGCAAAGAUAAGCAGGGUCUGGUAUGGUUUCAAAUUGGAUAGAGGAUUGUUGAGAUUCCUGCAUUGCAGGGGGUUGGAUCAGAUAAGCCUUGGGAUCCCCUCCAACUCUACGAUUCUAUGACUCCUGGAGGGCUGCAUUCAGUUCCUGUGCCUGAGGUUCCCCUACCGCAGGCAUAUUUGGAAAACUCCCUGCUCCAUGAGACAUCACAGAAGUGAGCAACAGGAAUUCCUUGGCAGGGCCUCACUAUCGCUACCUGCACCCCAUCCACUGUAUUAACUGAUGUCUAAUGAUAAGAUUUUCUUUAUAGAGCAGGAUGCUUUAUAAAUGGCUUUCUAGCACCAGCUAGUGGCAACAUUAAGUGAAGACCAGUAAAAUAAUGAUAAUAUUAAUGAAGCAGCAGCAGCAGCAUCCUGGCUCCCACUCAACGAAGAACUCAAACUCAGGUUGCAGCUUCUACCCAACAAAAGCAAAACAGAGGAACCAAAAUUAGAACCAUUUAAAACAUUUUAGCCAGUUGCCCCAACCCAAGAGUGCAUGCAUGAGAAAGUAAUGUGGGGGAUUUCUAGAUCUGAAUAACGAAUGACCUGAAGAAUGACUUUCCUGCUUGGCAGGGGGUUGGACUCGAUGGCCCUUGUGGUCUCUUCCAACUCUAUGAUUCUAUGACUUCUUCCUAAGGUUUAGUUGUUAUCUCCUUUCCUAGUUUGAACCCACUGGUUUGGGUCCUACCCUCUAGAGCAGCAGAAAACAAGUUUGUUCCGUCUUCCAUGUGGCAGCCCUUUGGAAACUUGAUUUUGGCUCUCAUAUCACCUUCUCAGUCUUCUCUUCUCCCUGUGAUGUGAUCCACACUGCAAAGCCCUUGGGUGCAGGGUCAGUUUGGUGCCACUGCCAAUGGAGGAAUGGCUGCAGCUUAGGGUGCAUUGCCUAGGGCAGGAGCAGUCAACCAGUGGCUCUGCAUAUGUUCCUGGACGCCAGAUCCCAUCAUCCCUGAUGAUUGGCCACACCGGCUGGCACUAACAGGAGCGUUUCCUUUUUCAAAGUUACAUUGCUAUCUUGCCUUUCUUCUGAAGAGCUUAAAGUGCUGUCCAUGGUUCUUUCCCCAUCCCAUUUAGCCUCACAACAACCCUGUGAGGUAGGUUAGGUUGAGAGGCAGUGGCUGGCCAAAGGUCACCCAGCAAGCUUCAUGGAUGAGUGGAGGAUUUGAACCCUGGCCUCCCAGUGUAACCAGUAUUGUAAGCACCACAGCAACAACCUGAGGACUUCACUCAUCCUCAGUGAGGGUGAGCUUCUUCCGCAGUCACCAGAACCCCACGUAGCCUCUAGUCUUCAUUGAGGACUGGCUGCUUGCUCCCCACAUCCCUGGAAGUCGCAUAGUGGGUGCUGUGCUCCACAUAGUCUCUAGUCCUCAUUGAGAACGGGCUGCUUGCUCCCCACAUCCCCGCCAAGUUGUCAAUAAGGGGGAGAUGCCUAUCCACUCACUGAAGACCACAAGCCCCACAUAGCGAGUGCUGUGCUUUGUCCCUAUAACCCCACAGCCCCCUAGUUCUCAAUGACGACAAACUGCCUGUCUCCCACAUGCCUCUAAUCCUCAGUGAGGGCAAGCUUCAGGUCCGCUCACUGAGGACUGCAAGUCGCAUAGCGGGUGCUCUACGUUGCCUCUAGUCCUCAUUGAGGACGGGCUGCUUGAUCCCCACAUCCCCACCAAGUUGUCAAUAAGGGGGAGAUCUGCCUACCCACUCACUUAGGGCCGGAUUUAGGUUUGAUGAGCCCUAAGCUACUGAAGGUAAUGGGGCCCCUUUAUAGGUCCAGCUGUCCUUUGUCAACCACAAAUUGUCACUGUUUUUUGUGUUGAAUAUAUGCUAUUUGGUAAUUUAUGGACCUAACAGGUAUCUAAAGCCAUUUGCACAUAACGAAAUAUGUAUUUUAUCAAAAUAAUUGUUGAACUGAAAUACAAUUAAGAAGUAUAUUACUAGUGAAAUUUUGGAGGGGGUCCCAAGAGAGCUAUAGCUUGUUUAGCUUAUACGUAAAUCCGCCACUGCGUGACUCACUGAAGACUAAGCGCCCCGCAUAGAGCGGAUUCUGCUGUGUUUGGUCCCUAUAGCCCCACAGGACCCGUAGUCCUCCAUGACGGCAACCUUCUUGCCUCCCACACACCCCUCUAGUCCUCAGCGAGGGCAGCCUUCUUGCCUGUUCAGCAUGCGCUACAACCCCACGGGGCCGCUAGUCCUCAGUGAGGACGGGCUGCUUGCCGGAGCCCCCUCGGAGCGAGAGCGCCUGAGCCCCACACAUCGCUCUAGCCGCCGGGCUGCCUGCUGCGCUCCCACCCUAGAAGCCACCCCCCUCCAAUCACCAUCCCUCUAGACCUCAGUGAGGACGAGCUUCUCACCCGAGAGCCAAGAAGGCCGUUCCCCGCGCGAGCUCUUAUUCCCUCGGGCGCCGCCGGCCGUUGAGUGGUCGCCUCGCGCGCCCUCCUCCCUCCCUCCCUCCCUCCCUCGCACGAGGCCCCCUCCCCUCCCCUCCCCUCCCUCUCCCCCUCCCCUCCCGGCCUCUCCGCCGCCGCCGUCACUUCCGAGGCCGGAGACAAAAUGGCGUCCGGAGGGGGCCGAGGGGCCCUGUGGGGCCUUUCGGGCUGAGCCGGGGGUCGGCUCUCGAGGAAGGAGGAGGAGGAGGAGGCCGCGGCCACGGCGGCGGGCAGCGCAGGUAAGGGCCGGCUCGGGGCGAGGGCAGGGUGAAGGCGGCAGCCACUUGCCCGCCGCUUCUUCCCUUCUCAGCGAAGGGGGCUCGGCGGGGUGGGGAAGGGGAUUUCGCCCCAAGGGUUGUUGGUCUUUUUUUUGGGGGGGGGGGACAACACAUACACACCCUCCACUUCUCGCCAGCCGCACCCUCUUCCCCCAAAGGAAGCGGAGUAGACAUAGGAUGGGGAUGGGAUGCGGUGUAGGGGUGAGAGGUGUGAAUUGGGGUGAGGUUAUCCUAAUUGGGGGAGGCACCCCCGCGCAUGACCCAGAGUGGACUGGGGGGAGGGAGACGUGGAUUGGGGGGGGCUGGAGGUGAGGCGUGUAUUGGUGGGGAGGGGUGUGGUGGAGUGGGGGUGGGGAGUCUCGUUGCAGGGGUUGCCCCAUUGGGAGUAAAAGUGGGAGGGGGCCACACAAACACACCGCUUCCGGGAAACCUCCCACCCCCACCCUGCUUUAGCAAAAGUGGAGGGGUGCAAGGGAUUUGGGGUGGGAGUAGAGUAAGGAUGAGGUGCUGAUUCAGGGGCGUUGUUUUUUCAUAUUGCAGGGUUUUUGUGGGGGGACUCCCCCCCCAAGCCCCCAAAGGGAUGGGGCUUUUUCUUGAAUAGUGUUAGGCGUGCUUUGAUGGGUUGGUGAAAUAGGGCUAAAGUGUUUGUGUGUGUGUGUGUUGUAUUUUAUCUCAGUUGAGGAAGUAGGUCUGUAUGGGGGACCCCAGACCCCACCCCACACGUGUUGUAGUGUAUAAGUAGAGUUCCAUGUUUAUGUGCAUGUGUUGUGUUGUGUUUCACAUAGGAGAUAGGCGUGGGCCUGGAAAGGGGUCUUCUCCCUCCCUGCCUCCAUGUCCGAAUCGUGGUGGAAUGAUGGGAUACGUACAUGAAUGAGUGUGUUGGUGAAUAUUUUUCUCCUAGUUAGAGGAUAGGUGGGAGGACACCUCCGUAAAGGAUUCCUGCCCCCUGCUAAAAGUGGAGGUGCAAAAAUGGAUAGUAAAGUUCUAAUGGGAAGGAGCAGGGUUCUGGAAGUGGGACUCUGUCCCAUGCUCACAACUAAGUUUGAAGUAUGGAGUUGAGUGGUUCUGAAAAGGACCCCCCAACACACACACCCAAAGCUUGGUUGUAGGAGGUUGCAUAAAAGUGUGUGCGUCUAAUUGCCCCUUAGACAGGAGUUUGACUGAAGGAGGGAUCCCCCGUCCUCACAGAAGUUAGGUUCUGGAUUGGGGGUGAGACUUUAGCAUGAAUGGGAGUUGUGCUGAAAGCUAGGAUGAAAAGAUGUAUCAAUCCUUCCCAUUGCAUCCCAAAGUCAGAGUGAGUGCCUGGAAAUAAAGCCACAAGGAAUCUAGAGGUCCUGCUGUUGUACUCUGAAUUUUGAGUCACUUGUAUAGUGUCCGUAGAAGGAGAAGAGCCAGGAGAUGUAAUUGUAACAGUAAUGAAGAAAAGCAUACAAUGAAAAAGGAUGAAAAUGAAUAUCUUUGAGGCAUAUGUUUGCCUUCAGGCAGAGUUUCCUCAUUCUUCCUUAACUCCACCCUGCUUCCACCCCCAAAGCUGGCUGCUCCCGCUCACACAACAUGCUACCCCCAUAGAUCUAAAGGGAAAUGUGUAUGAAUGCUGUUGGCUUCCGAAAUUUGAAGCCAAUGCCCCUUAAUUGGAACUAAGGGAAAGGACUAACUGGGGAAGUUGUUGUGGUUUUAUGUUAGAAGAGGAGGGUCUGUGGUGAGUGAUGGGGUAGCUGGAGUAUAGGGCAUGUUUAGCCAUAAUAUUUGCAUUUUUUUACACAUGAUGCUGAUGGUGCUUGUAAAGUGCUCUUUCACUUAAUUUUAGUGCAUCAGUGAAUCAAAUGUGCAUUUUAGCCAAUGAGAGCAUUGAAACUGAUACAUUAUUUUCCCCCCUUUCAAAUGAGAUUUGCAAAUACACUAAACAAAGCAACAGACUAAAAUAGAUAGUAAAAACAGUCAUAAAGGCAAGGAGAAUAAAAAUACAAGAUAAAAAAGCUUAAAAAAAAUGAAUAGCAGUGCCUGAUAACACAACUCCACUGGCUGAACACACGAGAAGUUCAUUCAGGGAUAUGUGUGUGUAAUAGCCUUUUCAUUUCAGCGCUCCUAUCCUCUGAAACAAAGCAGAAGUUGGUCUGCUGUUAUCACCUUAUCUGCUUUGUGUACACACCCAAAGUUAGCUAAUGUGAGAUAGUCCUUUCAACCACUCUCUGGUAUCCAGAAUCAAGAUGCAUAAAAAUUCAUCCAACCUGUUUGGUGCAUCUCUGAUACUCCUUGAGUUUGUGAAGUGGGGUGGUAAUUAUUACUUAACACAGGGGUGGUAAUUAUUACUUAACACAGAAUAUAGGAGUAAGAUCUUGUUUUAUUGUAUUGUAUACUGCAAAUGCUAGGCCAUACUAUGCACUAGCCUCCUGUGGGGCAUUAGUCUCUUGUGGGGAAACCACCUCCCUUCAAUAGCACAUUGCAGUACUGGACAACCAUAGUGGUUGAUGGGAAAGAAUGUGGCAUUCUUGAGAUGUCACCCCUAAAGAUGGUACCUGCAGAUAAAGGACUAAACAUGCAGAAGACAGAAUCAGGAUUCAGUGUAGCGUUAUCAGAUUUGAUAACUGGGUCAAAACUAAUAAAAUGAAUUUCAGUAGGGACAAAUGUCAGGUUUUGCACUUAGACAGGAAGAACCAGAUGCACAGCUAUAAGAUGGAGUACACUUCCAUUGCCAGUAGUACAUAUGAAAAGGAACAUGGGGUCUUAGUAGACAACAAGCUUAACAUGAGUCAACAGUGUAAUGCUGCAGUGGUUGGGGAAAAGCCAUUGCUAUUCUAGGCUGCAUCAGCAGAACUAUAGUAUCCAGGUCAAGGGAAGUCAUAGUCCCGCUCUAUUCUGCCUAGGUCAGACCACACCCUUAGUACUGUGUCUAGUUCUGGGCACCACAAUUUAAGAAGGAUAUUGACAAGCUGGAACGUGUGCAGAGGAGGGCGACCAAGAUGAUCAAGGGUCUGGAACCCAAGCCUUAGUAGGAAUGGUUGAGGGAGUUGUGUGUGUUUAGCCUGGAAAAGAGGAAACUGAGAGGAGAUAUGAUAGCUAUCUUCAGUUAUCCCAAGGGCUGUUACAUGCUGACCAGAAAGAAGAUUCCAGCUAAACAUCAUGAAGACCUUUCUGACUCUGAAAGCUGUUUGGCAGUGGAAUGGACUCCCUUGGGAGGUUGUGGACUCUCCUUCCUUAGAGGUUUUUAACAGAGGAUGCUUUAGUGCUUUAGUUGAGAUUCCUGCACUGUAGGGGGUUGGACUAGAUAAUCAUUGGGGUCCCUUCCAACUGUACCAUUCUAUGAUUCUAUACCAUGCAGGUGGUUGGCACCUACAGAAAGAAGUCUUGUUAUACGUCUGGUAGAAGUUGUAGGGCGGCUGCAUACUUUAUUAUUGGGAUUUGUGUGUUAAGACAGGAAACUGAGAUACAUGGUAGUGUUUGUGUAGUGUUCCAUUUUUCUUUUCCCUAUGAAUGUCGAUCUUUUCUUCCCUGCCUGUUCAGUAUAGCUAGCAGAUUGGAAUGCUUUCAGAUGUGGGCUUCUUUCACUCGAAAGUACACAGAGAAAUGUGUGAAAUGCUCAACCCUGACAUUCAAAACAGAGCAAUCUAGAGUAGGGAUGGGGAACCUAUAUCUGUCCAUACAUUGUGGGACUUUAUCAGCCCCAGACAGUGAGGCAAAUGAUUAGGGAUGAUUGUAAUUGUGGUCCAACAAUAUCCAGAGGGCUGCAGUUUCCCAAUCUCUUAUCUUGUGGUAUUGCAAUUAAUGUAAAUCAGACAAUGCUAAUUUUGCAUUGUCCAGGUGUUUCGUACUACAUCCACCAUAUAGCUGUACUGGCUGGGAAUGAUGGGAGUUGUAGUCCAAAAUAUCUGGAGAACACUAGGUUGGGGAAGGAUGAAUUAAACCAUGGGCAGUAUUGUGCUUGGUGUUGGAUAGCAUUGCUGCCUUGCAUUUGAAAGUGUAUUUCAAGUGUAAUGAAGCAUCCUUGGUUGUUUUACAACAGUUCAUCACAUUGUUGAGGUGAUUUGUAUGUUCAGUUAGUUUCUGUUUGUUCCCACAUAUUACUUUCUCUGCAGGGCGUAUGCAAAAUUCAGCUAUAUCUGAUUACAGCAGGGAGGUGAUUGGGGAUGUUAGCACUGAAAUGUUGGCUUAAUGCGGCUUAUUUCUUUCUGUGCACAUUUAAAAACUAUUACUUCAAUGUCAGCGAGACCACUUGUACUCUUUGUGCAUCUAUAAGAGUUAGAACAUCUUGUUCAAAUGUGAGUGAUUAAAAGUUAAGCAACGCCUUCAAAUUCUUGACAGCAUUCGGGAGAAACUAGCAUCUUAUUUCAAUUUUUAAUGGCUUGAUUUGUGGAGUAUUUUAUGGAGCUACAAAAUCAAGAGUGAAUGGGUCCUUAAUGUACCAAACUGUAAUGUACACUGUGUGUCAAGGUCAGAAUAUUUGUCCAUCUAGGCUACUUACUAGGGUCGACUGGCAGCAGCUCUUUAGUCUCAGAUAGAGGAGAGGCUUUCAGGCCACUUGCUCCCCGAUUCUUUUAGCUAUAGAGAUGCUGGAGGUUGAACCUGACCUUCUCUUUCUUUUUUGUUAAAUGCACAGUAUGGUAAGGCACCACUUGUUAAAUUCUUAUCUGUAUUCAUUCUGCCUUAAUUUCUCAGAAUGUGAGUCUGCUUUCAACUAUGAACUGUUCAGGAUGCAUGAGUUUGAGUAGAAUACCUGUGCUCUAGGAGCAAUAAUUGCUGUGACUAUUUUGCAGCAAUAUAGCAAUGGGACACGGGUGGCGCUGUGGGUUAAACCACAGAGCCUAGGAUUUGCUGAUCAGAAGGUCGGCGGUUCGAAUCCCCGCGACGGGGUGAGCUCCCGUUGUUCGGUCCCUGCUCCUGCCAACCUAGAAGUUCGAAAGCACGUCAAAGUGCAAGUAGACAAAGGUAAACGGUGUUUCCGUGCGCUGCUCUGGUUCACCAGAAGUGGCUUAGUCAUGCUGGCCACAUGACCCGGAAGCUGUACGCCUGCUCCCUCGGCCAAUAAAGCGAGAUGAGCGCCGCAACCCCAGAGUCGGUCACGACUGGACCUAAUGGUCAGGGGUCCCCUUUACCCUUUUACCCCUUUGCAGCAAUAAUGAAACACGCUUUCUAGAGUAGAGGUGCACCAUGUUCUGCAGGUUCAGGGAUGGUAUCCACACUUCCCCAUAAGCUGAAUAGGAGUAGCUGACUUAUUAUCAUUUUCGAAUACUGUAAUGUCAUUUAAAUAGGGUGGACACCCCAUGUUAAAGAUGGUGAGUUGUCUCUAAUGUGCUUACUUUGAAUUCAUUGCCUUUAAAUAUGAGAAGGCAAGACUCCUUGAGGGGACUUGCAAUGUAGCUUUUACAUACGUGAAUAUUUAAAAAUAAUAAUAUGAAAAUUCCUUUAAAAUAUCAGCUUGAUUUUCUUAUUUCUUAUAGAGCAGGGCUGAAGAAUUUCUGGCCCUCCGGAUGUUCCUAGACUACAAUUCCCAUCAUCCCUGACCUUGCUGGCUGGGGAUGAUGGGAGCCCAAUAACAUUUGGAGAGCCACAGGCUUCCAUCUCUAUUAGGUUCUCCUUAGGUGAAGUAGUGAAUCCACCAAAUCUCAGCUUCAGUUCCCCAUGCCCUCCCCAGUCUGCAGACCAACUUUAUCAGGUUGUUGUGAUGCAAGGAUGCAAGUUCAGUGCUUAGAGCACUUGAAAGUGCGACAUAAAUGCUAAUUAUUACUAUAACAUUUUGAAACAUAGCUAGGAAGUUAUGCAGCUUAGGUGCCUUUACAGUUAUUUAUUUUCUUUUUAAAAAAUUGUUGGGUGAAAAAUUGUAGUUUUCUAGUUUGCUGCUAUCCUCCUAACUUGAAGAGGAUCAGCUUCAAAUCAGUUAUAAACCUGAAGGUAGGCACAUAUGACAACUGUCUGUUUUUCUUUUUAGGGUUCAUGUAAUCACAGGAGUUACUUUGUUGUAUGUAUCUUUUCAGAACGCAACAGGAUUUCAGAAUGAAUCAGGUGAGUUUAAAUGCAAGACUUUCUCAAAAAUAUAAUUGCUCAGAUGUUAGCAUACAUAUCUACACUUACUUUCUUCUGGUAAAAAUAGUAAUCCCAACUGAAAUCCAAAAUGUAAGUCUUCAUUAUUGCAAUGCCAAAUGUCCUGUUCUCUCCUUCUCUCUCCCUCUUUCUGGUUGGGAAGUUGGGAAGUUCUAUUAUGUGAAAAUUGAUUUGUGUUCAGUUAACUAGAUUGUAGAAUAAUUUCACUGGUCCCUUCUUCAAGAGCACUCUUCUCUAAGAAAGCUUUAGUUAUUUUGCAUGAGUAAUACUUAUAUUUAGGCCAUUUUUAAAAAAUCAGAAACUUGAGUUCACUCUUUCUCCCUCCUCCCUUCAAUCUUAGCUCCAUAAUUAAUAUAAUUUACCCCCCAAAAGAGAGAGAGAUUAAGCAAAGAUCUUUGCAUGCCUUCAACAUGAAACCCUGGAACUGAUUAAAUGGUCCUCUAGCUACGUAUUUUUGCAUGUUUGAGAGUGUGGUCUUUUAUGCUAGCCUUCUUCAGCCUGGUGCUCUCUUGUGUUGUUGGAUUCACAGGAAGACCCACACCUAAAUAUCUAAAAUGCCCACUUUCUUUUGAGAUGAGCUUAUUAGUAAAAAGAGAGGGUGUCCUCGUAUCACAACCAGUCCCUUUUACCCAGCCCCCAGGUCAUAGUCUGGCCCAUCUCCCCUCCAGGUUGCACUUUGGAGAAAGGGAAAAUUCCAGUUGUGUCUGCACCCAAACUACAAUCUUAAUACCUAUAGAGAAUUUGGUGGCACUUUCCCUUAGAGAGAGUUUUUGUCGCUGUUUCUAUUUGCGUUGUAUUUGUCAUGUUGAAUCUUUGUGAUGUUCCUAUCCUUCUCACUCUGCCAAUGGCAUUUUGUGAACUUAAAUUAAUAAGAGCAUCGUUAGCAUCAGCAUCAUUAUUAAAUAAAAUCAUUGGAGGCUAUAUGUUGCACCCUUUUCCUCCUGUGCCAGAGCAUGCAUCUACUUUAAAAGCAAAGCCCGGGUGACGUGGGAUCUGAAAAGCUAUUACUUUCCCACUUCCUCUCCCGUUCCGUUGCAGACAGAUGCUGCUACUGUAUUGUUGUUGAAAAGGAACAAGCCUGGGUGAUAGGGCACAGCUAAAAUGUUGUCGCAGGAUAAUCAGUGUGGUAGGAUUGCCACACAGGAAUCCUCCUAGUAGCCAUUCUGCUGUGAUUUGGACUCUUUCUUCUCAUAAGUUGUCCCCACCCCAUGCCAGCUAUGUACUCCACUAGUGGUGGUACUGGUGCAACAAAAGUUGGCAGAAGGACAUUGGCAGACUUCACACGUGGAUAUUGACAUUGGCCUACAGUCGGAGCAGUCUUUUUAUACCUGUGUGACCUUGAUUAAACAUGUUUCCUUCUCCCCCUUUGAAUUGAAAUGGGGAGGUUGACUAUGAUAGUGGACAGAUGAUGUGGAUCUAUUUAUUUAUGUGGAUAUUACUGGUGUAUGUUUUUAACCUUUCUCUCCUGCCCUUCCUCCAAGGAGAAAACAGCAAUCCCCUGCACAUUUUAUCUUCAUAGCAACUCUGCUUUGGAGCCAGUACUGGCAGCUCCCACAAGGCAGAACUGAUUUACAGGGAAGGCCAUAGCUUUGCAGGUGAAAGGUCCCUGGUUCAAUUCCCAGCAUCUCCUAAGUAGGCAUGAAAAGAACCUCUGCCUGAGAUGGGGAGCUGCUGUCAGUCAGUGUAGUGAUAAAGGGAACUGCUGAUUUUGUCAACCUGGUGCCCUCCUGAUGUUUUGGACUACAAUAAGUUCCAGCCAGCAUGGCUGCUGAUCUGGUCCAAAACAAUGAUAUCCAACAGUAGUCAUGGCAAAGGCUCUAUUGGAUUUGAAAUUGUUUUUAUAUGUGCAAUUGUUUUAACUGUUUUUAUAAUGUAAGUUGUUACUGUAUUUUGAAAUUGCUUUGAGAUGCUUUCAUAAAUGAAAUCAUCACCAUCAUCUGGGGUUCCCUGAGUUUUUGAAGACAAUAAUGAGCUAAACUGACCAAUGGUGAGACUUCCAAUGAAACUUUUUUUUAAGAAAAAGGGAGGUUACAUCCGCCAGUAGGAGCACAAGCUGUAGAGGAGAACAAUUAAUAGAAUUUUGGGGCCAUAAUUACCAACGUGAAGAGACACGGGUGGCACUUUGGUCUAAACCACUGAGCCUAGGGCUUGCCGAUCGGAAGGUCAGCGGUUCGAAUCCCUGUGACAGUGUGAGCUCCCGUUGCUCGGUCCCAGCUCCUGCCCACCUAGCAGUUUGAAAGCAUGUCAAAGUGCAAGUAGAUAAAUAGGUACCACUCUGGUGGGAAGGUAAACGGCGUUUCUGUGUGCUGCUCUGGUUUCGCCAGAAGCGGCUUAGUCAUGCUGGCCACAUGACCCAGAAAAACUGUCUGUGGACAAACGUCAGCUCCCUUGGCCAGUACAGCAAGAUGAGCGCCACAACCCCAGAGUCGUUUGCGACUGGACUUAACUGUCAGGGGUCCUUUACCUUUUUAAAAAAUUAUCAACAUGAUGCAUAAGUUGACAUCUCUGCUUGAAGGUAAAAUGUCAGCUGAUUACUGGGGAAAGCAUGUUAAGAUGACAUCUAAUGACCUCACCAUGUUAAAGUUGAUUCCCCAUGUAGGGUGGUUCUUUUUAGUUGAAAAAGUCUCCUUCGUGGUCACUAGUUGCUAUAUUGAAAGCUAAUACAGUGGUGCCCCGCAAGACGAAUGCCUCGCAAGACGGAAAACCCGCUAGACGAAAGGGUUUUCCGUUUUUGAGUUGCUUCGCAGGACGAAUUUCCCUAUGGGCUUGCUUCGCAAGACGAAAAUGUCUUGCGAGUCUUGAGAUUUUUUUUUCGCUUCCCCCCCCCUAUAUCUAAUCCGCUAAGCCUUUAAUAGCCUUUAAUAGCCUUUUAGCAGCUAAUCCGCUAAGCCUUUAAGCCUUUAAUAGCCGCUAAACCGCUAAUAGCGCUAAUCCGUUAAGCCGCUAAUAGGGUUGCUUCGCAAGACGAAAAAACCGCUAGACGAAGACUCUCGCGGAACGGAUUAAUUUCGUCUUGCGAGGCACCACUGUAGUUUGAAUUUGAAGUUAACAUGUUGUAAAGCAGUUGGAAGGGUGCAAUGCCUCUCGAAUGACUGGCCAUAAAUCUCACCUGAAAGGUCCUAGUCUGGUUAUUUCAAAUAAGCAUGCAGCUCCUCACCCAUGCAACUGUUGUAUUUGUGUAUAAUACAUACAUACAACAACCCUUCUGUCAGCAAGCAAAAAUCAAGGGGAGAGUUUUAAAAGUUGCAAAAUACCAAACAAUAAAAGCACUCACAAAUUUCUCAAAAUAAAAACCAGGUCAUGGCCCUACCUAAGGUGGGUCACAAGAGCAAUGCUACAUCAUAGAAACAUAUGUUUAACAAUUGAUAAAUGGGUCCUGGAAUGUUUGUUUGGGUUAAAGGUGGGUGCUGAGUCUGAAAAAGAAGACUGCUGAGCUCAGUGAUUGUGCUGAAGUCCCCCAAGGUUGUUGUCUGGCUGUCAAAAUGACAUCAGAUUUGAUGCCAGGCAAACUUUCCUGGGGAGGGUGUUCCACUUGCAUCAACAACUGAGAAGAUUGUUCUUGAAUUCAGAAGAUGGUGAAGGGACGGGGUGUACUGAACAAAGGUCUUUGGAUAACACAUGUACCAAUAGGGCAGGCUCAUACGGCAGCAUUAGGAUUUCAAAGGUUAGAACUAGCACUUAAAAUUGUGCUCAGGACCAGCAGCCCACAUACUUUUUGAAGAAAUGCCAAGAUAGCUGAACUCUGCUAGUAUAGGACACAGCUGCUAGGCUGAUAACUAGUUUUCCUGAGCAGUCUUCAAAGGCAGGCCCACCUACUACAUGUUUCAGCCUCACAAUCUGGAGGUUUACCAUGGCCAGGCUAUCUUUGUCCAGGAGGUGUCACUGUUGGUGUGCCAUUCUUAGCUGGCUCAGUGUAGUUGAUGGUCAGGGGUGAUGGGGGUUGCAGCUCAUUGAUACCUGGAGAGCCAAUGGUUACCGUUCUGUGCUCUAAGUAAAUAAAUAUCUGCUUGCUGCAAAGUUGAAUAGCGGGUCUUUAUGCACAGAUUUAUGUAGAUAUACUGACUUGUAGUGAAGGGCAUCUUGUUUCAUACCCCUAGUAUUCAGAGGAUAGUUGUGUGUUUCAUAUGCUCCUCUCUCCCGCAAGCCAGUAUUACACAGAUCUUUUCCAGGUGAGAUAAAUAAUUAGAAAGAACUGUUGAAAUUAAGUAGGUUGGGUCUUGAGCACUGCUUGGGUGAGUGAUCACUUGGAGUCGUAAUUCAGCUUCUCUGAACUCUUGAGCAAAAGCCACAGGUAUAACAUGCAUUUCCACUUAGCUGUUCUUUUUGCCAGUAAACCCUUUAGUUCUCUUCUAAGAAGGAAUCAGCAUUUUAAAAUAGUUACGUUUUGUGCAGGUUUAGGAUUUGUGACUUGUGAACGCCAUUAAAAUUACCUGCUUUUGAGUACAUCUCUGUGUGAAGGAUAAGGAAUGUGUUUGCCAGCCAGAUGUUCUUAGACUCUGACCUCCAUGAGCAGGGUUCAAAAUUACUAGAGUGCCAGGUGCAUUUUGCGCCUAAAGAUUCUCCAUUUCCGAGCACCUCAACAAGUCUGGGUGCCAUUUUUUGCACCUGCCUGACACUCAAAGAUUACUGAAAUGUACGUGCUUUGAAGCCUCAAAGUAUAUGUUAAGGAUAGACAAUACAUCAAGGAGUUCAACAAUUAAGAGUAGAGUGUUUUGAAAACUGACGUUUGGUACCAAUAUUUUGAUUGUAAACACCAAAUUAAACAUACAUCAACAAUUUCUGCUAAAAAUGUGCUAUUAACAAUGUGCCACUUAUGUGGAUUGCAUAUUUAUUCAUGCUUAUCAAAUAAUAAAAAGUGUUGUCGACCCCCCCCCCCCAGCCCAAGUGGCAACUAGACAUUCUGUUUUGGUGCCCACAACCCAGGUCCCAGAAGCCAUUUGGCUCCUAGCUUUUCUACCCCAGUUUCUAACACUGCCCAUGAGCCUUAGCUAGCAUAACUGAUGGCCAGGGAUGAUGAAAGUUUUAGUCCAAGCACAUCUGGAGAGCCCCAGGUUGCCUACCUCUGCUCUUUGGCUCCACUGAACCCACAUUUUGUAAACUGAAUGUAGGCUGCUGCUGAGAAUGAUUCUGGCAGAUUUUUUUUUAAAAAAAAUCUUCAUGCUUAUCCAAAUGAGCAGGGUUCCACAAAUACUGGAUUACAACCAGCCUAUCUUUGUGCUUUGUGGAGGAAACAUUUCAAGGUGUGAUGAAAAAGAUCCAAACUUUGCUGCUUAGAACAGUCUUAAGAUGGAGAGCAGGAGGGUCCAAUGCACACUUAUAGUGCAAUCAUUGCAUAUUUACUCAGAUGGGUUCCUCUGUGUACCAGAAGGGCUUAUACCUUGAUGAACGUACAAAGGAUUGAAAUCCAGUUAUGUUAGACUGAGCUAAGAGCAAGCAUGUUUCAAGCAGUACUAUAGGUUACUAGGACAGAGAAAGAUGGAUGUCCUUGCCUUGAAAAUUAAACACCAGUGGUAAUUUAGAUCUGCCUCUACCACUGCUCAGAACACAUGGGACUCUUUGUAGGGUAGAGGAUGGGGUGAGGAACAAUUAUUUUGCUUUACUUUGCUUCAUAAGCAAAGUUCCAGAAUGAAGAAUGUUGAUGAGUUGAAGGCAUUGGGACUGAUAGAAUUGCUGGAGCCCUGGUACGACUCCCGAUGACCCCUUCCAAUAACAUCCUCAUCGUUCUGUUCUAUACAGUCAUACCUUGGGUUACAGACGCUUCAGGUUGCGCGUUUUCGGGUUACAGAUGCGCCGAAACCCGGAAGUACCAGAAUUGGUUACUUCUGGGUUUCGGCACAUGCGCAGAAGCACUAAAUUGUGUUUUCGGCAUGCGCAGAAACGCUGAAUCGCAACCCGUGCAUGCGCAGACGCAGCACUGCAGGUUGCGAACGUGCCUCCUGCACGGAUCAUGUUUGAAACCCAAGCAUCCACUGUAUUAGGUACUGCCACAGAAGAGUCAUCAGGGCCUCUUGUAGUAGUGUUGCCACAAUGCCAAGAGCUGUCAUUCUCCUCUUGGAGAGGGAGAAUACCUUCAUGGCAGAGCAUGUGUUUUGCAUGCAGAAGGUCCCGGGUUCAAUGUCUGUCAUCUUCAGUCUAAAGGAUCAGGUAGCAGGUGAUGGGGAAGACUUUCUACCUGAGGCCCUGGGGAGAUACAGCCAGUCACAGUAGAAAGCACUGCACUGGGUAUAAGGCAGGCUUCCACGUUCUGUUGCCCACAGGGGGAAGCUGUUUAGUAUCUGAAGUAUUAGUUGUUAAACUUAUGGCAUACUUGGUCUUUCUUUCUUUCUUUCUUUCUUUCUUUCUUUCUUUCUUUCUUUCAUCUCUGUAUUUUAUAGCUAUUUCUUGCUUACUGAAGUGAAUUUCACCACUAGCUCUGAUAUACACCAUGCUUGGAAGUGAUAUUAAGAGACAAACUGAUAUUUACAGCUUAAUCCUGGCCAAGCAACACUGAAGCAAAUGGGUUUUACAUAUACAGUCUUCCACAGUAAAGCUUGAUCUGCUAUUUAUAAGUAUUAAUAUGAUUUUAUUAACCACAGUGAAGCUUGUUUUACUUAAACUAUGAAGCCCCGGGUUCAUGCAUUCCACCCCUCCUUCUCCAUCACUUCUCUGAGUUAGAUAAUUUCACUUCUGGACUAGAUGAGCCACAGCUGCUUAUGUGAAAGCCCAAGAAACUGCUUAAUCUUAUUUGUGGUUUGUCUGAAACAAGCCUGCUUCAAACAGUUUUAUUUAAUCAAACCAUAGUUAGUAUUAAGUGCAGUUUAGGGUUCAGAUGUUACGCUCUUCUGUGUUUAAAUGGAAUGAAUUCUCGUUUCUCACAACCGUAUUGGAAGACUUUGAGGAGAGUACAUAAUCCUCAGGCUUAUUGAAGCUAGCUUUCAUCACACCAAACUAUUGUUUAUUGCAGGGUUCACCAGGCUUUUGGGGUCAGUGGGCUCAUCAGGAAUAUUGAGAAUGUUGUGAGCACCAGUCCCAAAAUGACCGUCAAGGGGGCAUGGCCUAUCACAAAGUAGCUGCCAUGGGGACAUGUCUUAACAUAAAAUAGAUAUUUUCUGAGAUAUUUUAUGGAUGCGCAUACUGUGAUAUUCACACACAGCCUAUAUCUUUGCUUUAUUUUACUAUGCCUUGGUCUGUUGCUUCUGUAAUAACUAGAGUAGAAGCGGAGUGAAGCAUAUAUCUUUGACUGAAAGGAAGGUAGCUAUAUUUGCUAUUAAAAUAAGUGCUCCAAAAGUAAUUUCCUUCACAUACCUGUGCCUAGCCUUGUAAUCCCUUUUGAAUAGCAGUACUUCAGAGGAAUAAGAAAAAGAAUUAUUCAUUGGCAGUGAUGCUGAUCUUUAGAUAUACAUGCUGGGUGCACAGAUAAUAUCUGCUUAAUUUGGUUGGGGCAUAUCAGUACACAAUUGGCUUCCAAAGUCAAGAGCCAUCCCACAAUACUUGGGGGCAAUGGGGGAAGAAUAUAUUCAAAUACAGGUAGAGAUGCUUAGGCCAGGUGUCUGUAGUAGGUGAGGAGCAUGGUUUUGAGGAAAAGUUGUGAAUAAAGCCCAGAUGUAGAGCAUCGUAACCUACUUUGCAGACUCCUUGUAAGGAAUGGCAACAAGAGCUAUACAACAAGCAGCCCAUAUUGGAGACAUCCCACCCUCCUUGUUCUUGCAUAUUGUGUGUCUGAAAAUGAAAGCUGCAUUUCUGUUUAGUAUGUCUAGUAGCUAGCGAUAGCCCUACCCUCUCUAAGUUUAAAAAGUCACGUAUCCUGCUGGCCAUCACAGCAUCUGGUGGAUCACUGAGUAGAUUAUGCAUUGGAUGAAGGAUUUGCAGUGUUUCUCUUGAUGUCAUCAUUUUCAAAUGUGCUUGGUAAACUAGUGUUUAUGUGAAGUUGAAAUGCCAGCUAUUGCAACACAGUUUUGUUUAUGGAUUCUUGUGUUGUGCUGCCAAUUGUAACGCAGGUGGGUUGUCAGAUUCUGCCAUGUGUUUACAGUUGGGCUGUCCCCUUCCUAUUUUUGUUUCGUUUUGUUUUCUUCAUAGAACUCAACGGAGCCUUCAGUAUCAGUUGAGACUUUGGCCGAUGUACCUGAGCACGUGCUUAAAGGACUUCCUGAGGAAGUGAGACUUCUCCCAUCUGCUGUUGACAAGACACGGCUUGGUAAGUGAAUCUAGAAACAAGCUGCAGGCAGAGAGGCUGCUUGCACUGAAGAAUGUUUAACCUGGGGAGUGUGGGGUGGAAUCCUCCUCACGAUUUGCUACAACAGGGUGACUACAUGAUGCACCCUCAGCCCAUGGUUUGAAAUGUGGUAUCCAAUUGUCUCCUGCACUCUAAAGUCAACAGCACUACCUGGUUUGAGGUGAACUUAGAUCAGCAGCACUACUGGCAAAUGGCAGCCCAAAACUGAAUGUUUUGUUUUGAGGUUUGGACAAAGACUUUCCAAGUUAUUAACCCCAGUUGGUAUACGGACAUUACUCACACCUCUAAAACCCUGAUACUUAUCCUUGGCAACCAAACAGUUUGCAGUCCUUGGGGUGGCAAGUUGAAAUGUAGAAGAGGCAUCCGUAAAUGAGUAGACUUUACACAUAUUGCUAUCAUUGAAAUUGCCCCCAUGGAUACAUUAUCAAGCUGCCCACAAAGAGAUACAUCUGGGUCCCGUGAGAGCAGGUUUUGUCUCUUAAGGUCAUCCAGGAAACGUGGGUGUAUUCAGGAAUGUUUCCCAGGGAUGGAGGAGAUGUAAAGUAGUACACCAAAAGGUGGGACAGGCUGGUUUCUUUCCCCCGCCCCCAAAAAGAAGAAGCGUGCCUGUCCAUUUUGCCUUAUAUGUCAGGUUCUACCAACUUUUCAUUUAAAAGUGAAUGCUGGAGAUGACCCCUUCAGAACCUUGAUCCAGGUCCCUUCUCCCAGCAGAUUGUAUCCAUUUUUACUGCCCCCCUCCCAGUUCCCAAUCCCAGAUUAUGUAGCCAUCAGCAUCCUGGCAUUUUACUGCUUUUUCUGUUUCAUGUGUUUUGCUGUUAGUUGCAUGUCAUUUUGUGAUAUGCUUGUUUCCCCUCCCCUCUUUUUGGCUUCUCUGCUGUUCCCCCCUUUAUUUAGCCCGGCAAAGUUACAGUGUAUUUAUGGAAUCGCUUUGUUGUCGCUACGCAGUGUUGCAAGGUUUUGAAGUAUGCAAUACUACCAAAGAGUCUGAUUGUGGUUCCUCAUUUGAUCUUCAGGUGUCUGGGCAACAAAGCCAAUUUUCAGAGGCAGAAAGUUUGGCCCGUUUGCUGGUGACAAGAAGAAACGAUCUCAGGUUAAAAGCAAUGUGUACAUGUGGGAGGUAAGCAGUGACUGAUGAGCAAUUCCUUUUUUAUAUAUAAUGAUUUGAAAGUUCUAUAAUCCUUUUUAAAAAGUAGCUCAUGGUGGCUAAUGGCAUCACUAUCAAACAAUAAAGCAUAUAAAAUAAGAUAUCAAACAAUAAGCAUAUAAACCGUAAAUAGUUUUUCUCUUGGUUUUAAGGAUCACCAAAGGCAAAUCAGAAAUGUAAUUAAAAUUAAAAUGUAGCUUAACUCUCUUGCUAUGGUAGCUGGCAUUGUUAGACCAAGCCAUGGUUUGUUUGCUUUUUAGUUUCUGAGAAGUAGGGGUAAGAGACUACUAAGAGGGAUGCAAUAAAUGCAUAUAAAAUCAUGACUGAUGUAUAGAGCAAGUGUGAGAUAUCUCAAUCCUGCCUGGGGGCCAAGUGUAACCCUUGGGCUUCCCUGUUUGCCCCCGGAAGACUCCUCAGGCCAUUCCUUGCUGGUCCUGCUGAAAUGUGCCCUUGAGCUGUAAUAAUGCCUCUUGUUUGCAGGCAAGGAAGGCAAAGAUUCUCUUGUAAAUUUUCAAUAAAUAUUGUGCAGAACGGUGUCUGCAAAAGUUGUCCUUCUUGCUUAUUCUGCUUCACUGUGCAUCCAGCCGUAAUCUAAUGCAGAUGCAGUAGUUAAGAUAGAUUCCAAAGUCAAUGAUCUUGUUGCUGCACAUCCCUUUCUCCUCCACCACCAGUGAGUAGCAAAAAUAGGCCUAAAGCCCAGACUUCCCACUUCAGAGAGCAACUUCCUGUCAGCACUGCCAUGUGAGUAGGUAGUCUUCAGUCUUCCAAGGUGCUCCAUAUGGACCAAGUCAUAUAAAACACCCACAUUUUAAAACUGAGACAAUGGGUGCAUGCUCUCAUGAUUAAUGAGUACUUUUGUUUCUUUCCUCCUCUCUGUCUCCAUGCACACAUAUGUUCAACCUCACAAGGUCUAUUACCCAAACUUGGGAUGGAUGUGUGUUGAUGCCACAGAUCCAGAGAAGGGGAACUGGCUGCGCUAUGUGAACUGGGCUCGCUCAGGAAAGGAGCAGAACCUAUUCCCUUUGGAGAUCAACAGAACCAUCUACUACAAAACUUUAAAGGUAGCAGUGCCUCUGCUUAUAUCAGUUGCCUUUGUACAAAUUUCAAUACCCUGUCUUCCCAUUGCUGCUGUGCAAAAGUGCAACCUGCUACUACAGGAGAUGCAACAUAGCUUCGUGGCAGAGUACCCGAGUGGCAGCCAGAAGCCCUCAAGUUCAUUUCGUGGCAUCUUCCACUUUAAAAGUUCUCUGGUAAAAAGCAUAGCCUUAGCUCUUUGGGGUGGAGCUGUGCUAGGCUAGAUGGGCCAGAAAAGUAUGACUUUUUAAAAAGCUGUUCAGCUCUUUCUCAGGGACUUUGGGAGUCUCCCAUACAUCUCUUUGCAAGAGACUGUAGUUCAGUGGUAAGAUUGCUUGUUUUGCAUAGAUGUUUUUUUAAAGUUGUGGUCCAUCCUUAUUGUUUCAAAUGCAUUUGAAAGGGUGGGGUAUAGGUUUUCCAAAUAAACUGAAUAAGGGCCACGUUAGAAAUAGAUUGGUGACCACAGUUAAAUGCUCCAUUUGAGGGAUAUGUGCAAUUGCAGUACAUUGCGUCUGAUAUUUUAUGACAUAGGGCUGUAUCCAGUGGUUAGUCCUACUCAGAUUAAACGCAUUAAAAUUAAUGGGCACGAGUAACUUAGAUCUAUUGGUUUCAGUGGGUCUGUUCUUAGUGGGAUACAGCCCAUAAAUCCCUAGUUGGCUGCUUGACCCAUCGUUUUGCUUCGUGACAUGCAGUCCUUGAGCCUUCUGGAGGGAUCCCUAAUAUUGAUGUCAAAUAGUCCUUCUUUCUACUGCCAGCAUCUCCACUCUCCUGUAAGUAAGGGGGGGGGGAGAGACCCUGUGGCCUUUUCUGACACUUCUCUGACAUGCUAGCCAUCUUGAAGGCAUGCUUUUCCCCCUUUAAUGAAGUGUUGCUCCAAUAAAAUAGCUGUGUAUUCUUGUUUCCUCUUCCACUCCUCUUUCCCUUAGGUGCCCUAUAUUUUCUUCUGGUUUGUAAGUCAUAAGCCAAGAAUUGUCUCUUUAAAAAAAUAAUAAUGGUAUAGUUCCUAGCAAAAAAGUAAAGGACCCCUGCACGGUUAAAUCCAGUCAAACUUGACUAUGGGGUGCGGCGCUUAUCUCACUUCAGGCCAAGGGAUCUGGCAUUUGUCCACAGACAGCUUUCCGGGUCAUGCGGCCAGCAUGACUAAACCUCUUCUGGCUCAACGGGACACCCUGACAAGUGCCUUGGUUAUGUUCCGUUGGUCACAGGUCAUUUGCCAGAAAACCUUUUCUCCAUUGUUUCCAAUAAACAUUACUGUACGUUUGACACUUGGCCAUGAAACAUUUGCUCUUUAUGCAUAUUGCUGUUGAUGCGGGGUGGGGGUGGAAUUGAUGCAUGCUUUUCGAGACAACACUUAUCCAAGUUACAGAUAAAUUCUUGAGGUUGCAAAACUGUUACAUCGAUCAUAGCUUUUUAAGGUGCAUUAACAAGAAAACAUUGUUACAAGAAAACAAGAAAACUACCAGUGACAUCCUUCUUGGUUAUUUUUGUAAUCUCGUUCAGAAACAAACAGUUUAAUGUUAAUAAUAUUAGCUAAAACACCAGAUAUUAUGAGAAGAAGGUUACAAAUGUUGCAUUAGUGACUACAGAAUUACCUGAUACUGUUUCUUCUUCUGUGUUGUUUUAUUUGGCUCAUUUUGCUGUUGAUAUUUUGUGAUGGUGGUGUUUAAUGUUGCUGUUUAUCAUAGUUGACUUUUAAAUAUUAUAAGGUACCUUGGAUAUUUUUAAUUCUAUGUCACUGCACACUUGUGUAGAUAAUAGCAUUACUUGUAGAGUGCGUUUUCCUUUCUUGGUCAGUUCUAAAUUUAUACUAACCUUCUGCUAUAGUCAAAAUCUGAACAAAACUUACCUAUGUGUGUAAAAUUGUAGACUUCUGUGAUUUAAUCAAAUUGUUAAUCAAUGAUAAUUAGCCAAACCCAUUUUAAUGCUAAUAUGUUUUCCCCAGUAGAGUUGUACUUCUUCAGCCUUUUAUGUUUUGCUAUCUUGCCUAUGUAAUUAGAAUGAGGUUUUUAUAAUCCUUGAAUAUGUCACCUCAUCACAAUUUCAGAGCACCUAGAUCCAGGAAUUAUUAGGAAGCUGUAACAAAAUUAAAUUAUUUCUACUACCUGUUUAUUCUUGGAGGGGAGGAGACUUAUGGCAAUCAGCCUUUUGAGUGUCAGCUGUCAGUUUUUUCAACAGACAUGUGAUUUGAGAUUCUUUAUAUAGGUGGAAAGCCACCGCUAACUUUCCAAGGAAGCAGUGCCAGGAACAACAUGAUACCACCUGCUGAAUACCAUUGAGAGCACCUGGUAGCAUGGCUCUGUUAAUUGUGCUAAAAAUCUGAUUUUUAAAAAAAAAAUUGGGUGAACCUCUUUGAGAAUCAUAACGGUUGAAAAGUGUUCUGAAAAUAUGGUAAAAUUGUUGUUGUUUUUUUAGAAUUGUGUUUUGAUCCAAUAAAAGGAUUAGUUUUGAUCCAAUAUAAGAUGAGCCCUGCUGGAUUAGACCAAAGAUCCGUGUAGUCCAGCCUCCUGUUCUCACAGUGGCCCACCAGAUGCCUGUGGGAAACCCACAAGCAGGACACAAGCACAAGAGUUUUCUCCCUUCCUGUGAUUUCCAGCAACUGGUAUCCUUCUCCCUCCAGAGGAGGGCAACCAAAAUGGUCAAAGGCCUGGAAACGAUGCCUUAUGAGGAACGGCUAAGGGAGCUGGGCAUGUUUAGCCUGGAGAAGAAGAGGUUAAGGGGUGAUAUGAUAGCCAUGUUCAAAUAUAUAAAAGGAUGUCACAUAGAGGAGGGAGAAAGGUUGUUUUCUGCUGCUCCAGAGAAGCAGACACGGAGCAAUGGAUCCAAACUACAAGAAAGAAGAUUCCACCUAAACAUUAGGAAGAACUUCCUGACAGUAAGAGCUGUUCGACAGUGGAAUUUGCUGCCAAGGAGUGUGGUGGAGUCUCCUUCUUUGGAGGUCUUUAAGCAGAGGCUUAACAACCAUAUGUCAGGAGUGCUCUGAUGGUGUUUCCUGCUUGGCAGGGGGUUGGACUCAAUGGCCCUUGUGGUCUCUUCCAACUCUAUGAUUCUAUGAUUCUUUUUCUCCCUGCAUAUGCAUGAAUUCCCCCUGGAUCGCUUUUACAAAACCGGUGUUAGAUUGGCUACAUUCUAGUAGAUUGGCUACAGGUAUGGAUAUUGAUCUAAGGGACAAGUUGCAUAUUUUUUCCAGAAGUUCAGCAACUUUACAUUUGAGUGUUUUGAAAACUCUCUGGUGGAUGCUGCCUUGGGCCCAGUGAUUCAUCUUGCACUUAGGCUGCAAUCCUAUGUGUGCGUUCUCAGAAUUAAGACCCAUUGAAGACAAUGUGAUUUACAUCUUAGUAAACAUGCUUAGCAUUGCACUGUUUAAAGUAUUUUCGCUACCUUUUUACAGCUAUAUUGUUGCAAAAAGACAUACAGACAAAGGUAUAGUGGGAAAAAUAAUUGCAUCAGAACAACUGUGUGCAAAUUCAUAUGAGAAGCUCCUCUGGACUAGCUGUUCAUGCUAUUGGUUAAAAGCAGCCUUGACUUCUAUUACAGUAUCUAUGGAGGAUGGGGAGCAUCAGAAUAUGUCAGCAUAACCCAGAAUGUUUGUGUACAUGCCUGGUCAUGAACUUACUCAGGAGACUUUGGGCGAUGUUGUUAACUUUCAAUAAAGAACUGUAUGAUAGUGAAUGUAAAACAGUUGAUACUCUUAUCAGGUCAGAGUGUUUUCUGUCCUGCAGUUCUCUUACAUAAGCUAAAACUGGUGGGGAGAGUAUCGUUUCAUUCUUGCCCUGCUUGCGGUUUUCUGAUGGGCAUCUUGUUGGUCACUGAGAACAGGAAGCUGGAGUAAAUGGGCACCCUUCAGUCUGAACCAGCAGGACUCUUACUAUGUUUGUAAAAGUAUGUAUUCCCUGUUGCAUAGUCUCCUGCACAAGGUUUCAGAGUGGGGGCUGCUGAAAUCAGUGCUCAAGUUUUUAAUAUAUAUUUAAAAAGUCACAGAGCUUUCAGCUUUUAUAUAUGAUGGGUUGUGCCAACUAGGUUUUCCUCAGAGUAAAAAAGGGUAAAGGUACCCCUGCCCGUACGGGCCAGUCUUGACAGACUCUAGGGUUGUGCGCUCAUCUCACUCUAUAGGCCGGGAGCCAGCGCUGUCCGCAGACACUUCCGGGUCACGUGGCCAGCGUGACAAGCUGCAUCUGGCGAGCCAGCGCAGCACACGGAAUGCCGUUUACCUUCCCGCUGGUAAGCGGUCCCUAUUUAUCUACUUGCACCCGGGGGUGCUUUCGAACUGCUAGGUUGGCAGGCGCUGGGACCGAACGACGGGAGCGCACCCCGCCGCGGGGAUUCGAACCGCUGACCAUGCGAUCGGCAAGUCCUAGGCGCUGAGGUUUUACCCACAGCGCCACCUGCGUCCCUCAGAGUAGAUGCAUUGAAAUCAGUGGCCACUACCAUUCAUUUCAUUGAAUCUACUCUGAGUAGUACUAGCAUCCACUACAACCCAAUAUAUACAACCUCGGGUUACAGACACGUCAGGUUACAGAUGCUUCAGGUUACAGACUCCGCUAAUCCAGAAAUAGUACCGGGUUAAGAACUUUGCUUCAGGAUGAGAACAGAAAUCGUGCGGCGGCAGCGGGAGGCCCCAUUAGCUAAAGUGGUACCUCAGGUUAAGAACAGUUUCAGGUUAAGAACUUAAUUCGUUCUGGAGGUACCACUGUACAGGGUAAGGAAUCAGAGGUAAAUGUACUUCGGUAUUACAUCACAUCAUGACUGGCUGGAAAAGGUUCAUGUAUCUGUAGGAGGGAAAUUACAAUGUGUUCACUUAUAUGUUAAGAGGCACUUUAGUAAGAGCUUUUCUACACUCUCAUGAGGUUGGGCUGAGUGAUCUUUUGUAGUCCCUUGCAUUCUUUGAUUCUGAAAUCUACUUUUAUAUCCCCACCUGAAUGUUUAUUAAAAGGCUGGCGGAUAUAAAUAAAAAUGCUUGUUAUUAUCAGUGUAUAAUGAUAUUGUCAGUACAGUCAGUUAACAGGUCUCAAAAGCGAAGACAGACAAGGUGGGCAGUAAAACUGAUACGGCAGUCUUCAUUUGCUUUAGUGCAAGGAACUGUAGUCUCAAAGUUCUGGAGGGCACCAAGUUGUUAAAGGCUGAUUUAGGUCUGGUAAGCUAGAUACACAAAUGUUCUGACAGCUACCUCCAAUUGCAGGCGGGGGGGGGGGGGGAACCUUGGGCUUCAAGGCCUACUUGCUUGGUGACCUUGGACCUGUUACUAUCUCUCAGCCUAAUUUACUGCAAAUAAUUGUUGUGAGGCUAAUCCAAGCAGGGGGGAAAAUCCAAAUAAAGGCCUUGCAAAACAGUUUUUAUACCUCUCUGUAAAAGCUGGUCUUUGCGAUGUGUGUGUGUGUCUAUUUUCUGCCCUGCCAGUAGCAUGAGAGAGAGAGAGCCUCGUUACUUUGCAUUCUUUGGCGUUUGGCCUGCUGGGUUGAUCAAUUUUACUGAGCUGACCCUGGAUACUUUUAUCUGCUGGGCUUUUUCCUGCACUGUAUAUUUUGAUCUUAUGAUAUUGCUGUGGCAGGGAGGGUGCUGUUGUAGAAGGGAAAUAAAUAUCUCUAAUACAUGAAUGAAGUCUUAAGAUGUUGGGGGGGUGGACUUGAUGUGUAAAGAGAUGCCAAGGUCAUAGAUAAUUGUUGGGACUCUUGUUUAUGAAUCCACCUGAAAUUUAAGAUCAAAGUCAGAGGGAGGGAUGAACUGGGGAGAGGGACAUUUUAGUGGUGGUGUCCCAUUAGAGGAACAUCCUUUCCCCAAUAGAUGAGGGGGCUUUUUCUGUUUCUUAAGAGAAGACCAUUCUGUUGCUGAAGUUUUCAGAAUCAUCAUCAUAUUUGUUUUAAAUCCCUUCUAUGUGUGUUGAUCAUUACGCUUGAGCUGCUUGCUUGUAACAGCAGAAAAUAUGGGAGGUCAGACGCGAACAUCCUAGAGAUGUUUAAAGUAAAAUGUGAAAGAUUCUGUUUCCUUUCAAAUGCAUUGUUCAUUUUUCCUCCUUGCCUUUUUGAGAAGAACCUGUUGAAAUGAGCGAUGCCAUUUGGAGAGGUGUGGGUUUUCUUGUCCUUUUUUCUUUUUUUUUGCUUGCUUGCUUCUCUCCCAAUCUGCCAUAAAGCAAGCUGGAGUUUCAGUGCAAUGUGCAAGUCAUGCUAAUGCGCUGGAUAAAUGCAAUCCUCCUUCCAGCAGAGGGGUGUGGUGCAACUGGCUCGCUCUUUCUCUCCCUCUCUCUCUCCUCUCUUCUGUUCCUUCCCUUGUGACGCUGCGCUUGCACAAGCCACCAAGGGUUAAAGAGUCCUUCCUGUUUGGCCAGGCAGGCAGUUAGGAAAUCUGUUCUUAGUGCAGAGUACAGCUGUUUGUGAUCCGCACAGCAAGCUCCACGCCCUCUGGCCCUGAGCCUGCUUCUCUCUCUGUCUCUCUCUCUCCCCCCCCUUCUUUUUUUUUUUUUAUUAACAACCUUCCUCUUGAUUGGUGUCCUGCUUGUCUCUUCUUAUUCCUCCAGCCAAUUGAGCCAGGCGAGGAGCUCCUGGUGUGGUACAAUGGGGAAGACAACCCAGAGAUAGCAGCUGCUAUCGAAGAGGAGAGAGCCAGCAAUCGCAGCAAGAGGAACUCUCCGAAAACCAAGAAAGGUAAGAAGUUUCGCCUCCCUCUCUCUCCCAUCUCUCCCGUUCUCUGUGUGAAGGAAAAAUCCAAGGGGGGGUGCGUGGCAUGGAGUGGCAUGAAAAAAGGCAAACUUUUUUUCUUCUUCUCUUCCUUCCUUACCCCCCCUCCCCCAGUUCCUGCUUGUAGGAUUAAGAAACACUCCUAAUACUUUCUCACUGAAGGGAGUGUCAUACCAGCAAGUAUGUCUGUGUGACCUUUUUUCUCCCCAAGCUCUGGUGCUUGCCUCCUCAAUUUAAACAGCUUCCAGUUAAAGUUGUGUGUGUGUGUGUGUGUGUGUGUGUGUUGUGUGUGUGUGUGUGUGUGUGUGUGUGUAUGUAUGUAUAUAUAUAUAUAUAUAUAUAUAUAUAUAUAUAUAUAUAUAUAUAUCUGCCGUCUACCCCCCUUUCAUUCGAUCAAAGAGUAGAACGGUCACAUCAAUUUCCUUUUGGGGGGGGGAUUUGACAGUUCUUUCUCCGCUGUGUCGGUCCUUUUCAAACCAGAAGUUAGUUAAAACUUGAAGGAGAAAAAUAACCUGCUGGCAAGUUGAGUUUUUAAGGUUUUCAUGUUUUUGCUUUAUCAGACGUGUUGGGAGAACGAUGUGGUUCUCUUUUUUUAACACCGUGGAAGUAUUUUUAGUUGCCUUUGUUGUUUAUUGCACUUUGUGCCAGCAGAUGGAUUCUGAAAAUGAUUUCAAAAGAUUUAAAAAGCACUGCAUUUUUAUUUUAUUUUUUAAGUAUGCAAACAUUUUAUAUUGCCUCCCGAUAGUGUUAACUGGCAUGAGUUUAGGUAGCAAAUGACUUUUUGGUGCAUGGAGAAUGCCAGGUAUUGAAUUCAGACAGGUUGCAUUUAGGGUUUUAUUUCAGAGUGGUGUUGAAAUUUGGGUGAUGACUCAUCAAGACACGGCAUUUGCAUUUAUUCCUUCAUUAUGCCUUUACUGUUUGCAGCACUGCACUAAAGAAAACUAGGCCUGUAGUUUGUGUUUUUUAAUUUUAAAUUUCUUAUUGCGGGUGGGGCUGCUUUUGAAAUUAAUGGGAAGGAAAAGAUCAGUAUAUAUUCAGAGAGGUUAACGAAAAACAAGGCCUCCAUGUGUACAUAUUAAGGACAUGUUUCAAUUUGUAAUGAAUCAAACAAGUUAUUAUGAUAGAAAUAAUAACAAGACAGGUGAGAAGGAAGAAACUCAUUUGUUUGUGGGUUUGUAAGCAAAUAAAAUAUUUCAGCAUCAUUGUGAAUGAAAAAUACAUUGUUGUUUUUUAAAAUAAAAAAAAAUUAAAUGUGGUUUUAGAUAGUGGCUAAAAUAUAGGUUUUCCUAUUGUACUGCUGAACUUCUGUGAUAAGAUGUAGGUGCCUUUGAGUUAUAACUUCUGCACAUUUCUGACAAUGAUGGAAGAAACAGAAUAUUUCUUAAUCUACUGUCCAGAGUAAUUGGGGUUGUAUUAAAUUAAGUUUAACUUAGAGUAGACCUAUUGAAAUUAAUGAACCUAAGAUAGUCAUGUCCAUUAGCUUAAGAGGGUAUGACUCUGAGGAGGACUAACAUAAUGUUUUGUUUUGUUUUACUCCAGAAAAUGUGCUUCUAGGCUUUAUAUAUGUAUCCAGUCCUAACAAGAAAACUGCUGCUCCUUUUAAUAUUAGUAGUAAUUAGUAUUAGUAGUACAGUGGUACCUCGGGUUACAUACGUUUCAGAUUACAUGCGCUUCAGGUUACAGAUUCCGCUAACCCAGAAAUAGUACCUUGGGUUAAGAACUUUGCUUCAGGAUGAGAACAGAAAUUGGGCUCCUGUGGUGCGGCGGCAGCAGGAGGCCCCAUUAGCUAAAGUGGUGCUUCAGGUUAAGAACAGUUUCAGGUUAAGAAUGGACCUCCGGAACGAAUUAAGUACUUAACCCGAGGUACCACUGUAUUAGUAGUGGAUCCACAUUCCAGGAGCGAUAAUGUUACAGAGUGAGUUGGUGCCUUUAUUUACUUCACACUAGUUUGUGGGGAAGGGCAGGGUGAAGCCAGCCCACUUGGCCAUUGAAUCAUUGAAGGAUCAAGGACAGACAGUCCAUAUGGUCCCCUCCAGAUGUUCUGGACUCCAGCUCCCAUCGUCCCUUGUCAUUAGCCAUGUUGUCCAGGUCUGAUAGGAGUUGGAGUCUACAAUAUCCUCAGUCUAAGAACAAAAAUGGAGGAUGUCAUCUUAUGUUCACUAACUUUGAAACAAUCCCAUUGGUCAGGUGAGCAAAUCGCAUGCUGGGAAUGGCACCGCCCUUAUUAGUUGUGAAGUUGCUUGAGCUAAUCCAAAUGAAACAACAUAAGAAAAGCCCUGCUUAGAUCAGGCAAGAGGUCCAGCAUCCUGUUUUCCCAGUGGCCAAUGAGGUGCCUAAAUGGGAAACCCACAAGCAGGUCCUGAGUGCAACAGCCUGCUUUACACUUGAUAGUCACAACAGCCGGUAUUGAGAGACAUAACACCUUCAACAGGGAAGGCAGAAUAUAGUCAUCGUGGCUACUAGCCAUUGAUCACCUCGUCCUCCAAAGCUUACAUAGCUACUUCAUAAGACUGUUCCAGGAGAUGGGAAGUGCCAAAUGGUCAGGUUCUCUCAACUGAUAAAGGAGGGCCUUGCUGUUUGCACUUUGCCCUCUGCCCAUGCAACCCAGUGGAAGGGGUCAUUUUUGGGGAGAAGGAGGUGCCAAAUGGCAAUUAGUCCCAGCUGAGUUGAUUCAGCCAGCUUGAAUGUCAAAAACUUGAGGGCUGCAAUGCUUGGGAUCAAAAGCUCAAAACAGUCCCCACUGAGUCCCCUGCCACUGCACCGCUUCCAGUACUAGUCCUACUCAGAGUAGACCCAUUGAAAUAACUAGAUGUGACUUACUGCCUCCAACUAUGGAGGCAGAGCAUAGCCUUCCUCUCCAUGAAUUAGUCUAAUCUUUCAAAGCCAUCAUAAGUUGAUAGCCAUCACAAGUUCCAUAGUUUGCUAUGCAUGAAGAAUUGCUUCUUUUCUUCCGCAAAUCUUCCAGUGUUCGGCUUCAAUGGAUGUCCAUGGGUUAUGAGAGCAGGAGCAAAACGUUUUGCUAUCCACUUUGUUAUGCUAUGCAUAAUUUUAUAAUCAUCUGUUAUGAAACCUCUUACUCUCAUUUUCUCUAAAUUAAAAAGUCCCGAACACUGCAAACUUUCUUAGAAAUGUGUGUUCGGGGAAGAAUCUGGGAAUAAUUAUUCAUUAUGGGGGGGGGGUCCCUUUUGCCACCCCCAACCCUUGCAGACACAUCAACCAAUAUUGGGCUUAUAGGACAAUACAUACUGGGGAAGAGUUGGGUGACUUCCCUCUCUACUUUUAUUUUGUCUUUACAAAACUGCCGCGUUUUGUCUUUUGUUGUUGUGAUUUUUUUAAAAAAAGAAUGCUUUUGAAAACUAGGAAUGGCUGCAUGUGCAGAAUCAGUUUGGUUGCAGUUUUGAAGCCUGAGUCUCCAACUGGAAUUCAACUGGAGUUGGGAGCAAAGGAAUGACCAUAUCUGAGUGAAUCCACUUAACCUUGGAAAAUACAUCUGCAAUUUGUUUCCCUGUUCUUCCCCAGAGUAACUAAAUUAGAAGCAACUCCCUCAGAAGCUGCUCUGUGUCUCUCUGUCCUGUGUGUAAUUUCUGUUGCUGAUGCAGCUAUUAGGAAGUUGGGAAGCUGCCUUGUGCAGAGUCAGACCAUUAGUCUUUGUGGUUCAGCAUUAUCUACACUGACUUGCAGCGGCUCUUUGGGAUUUCUUUCCCAGCUCUAUCUAGAGAUGCCUGGGAUUUGACCUGGGACCUCCUGAUUGGAAAUUAGAUGCUCUACCACACAGCUAUGGUUCUUCUCCUAAAAGCAAAGCAAGGCUGGUAUUGUCUACACUGGCUGGCAGCAGCUCUGCAGGGUUCCAAGCAGGGCAUGUAACCUGGGAGCUUCAGCAUGCAAAGCAAGAGGAAUGGUCCUUUCCCAAAUUUGCAAGCUGUUUCUCUUUUUAAAUUCAAGGUCGACACUUAAGCAUACCUGGGCUCCUUUGGGAGGAAGGGCAGGAUAUGAAAAAAAAUAAAAGCCCCAUGAGAAGAGCCCUGCUGGAUCAGGCAUCCUGUUAUCACACUUUCUAACCAGUUGGCUAUGGGAAGCCUGUAAGUAGGUCCUAAAUGCAGCAGUGGUCCCUCCAUUUGUGAUUCCCAGCAACUGGUAUUUAGAGACAUAGCACUUCCAACAGAGGAGGGAGAAAAUAGUCAUAGCCUAAUGAGACAGAUAAAGUUGACAUGUAUUUUAAAUUGUAAUUUUAGUUUAUAAUGUAUAUUUGUAAUUGUUGGUUUUAUUCAUUUAUUAAUUUUUUAAACUUGUUUUUAACUUGUAUAGUGAGAUUAUACACACACACAUUUGUAAACAUUAAAAGUUCUAUUUACAACUACAAAUUUUGUUAAAUAAAUAAAAUAUUGCCUAGUAGUCAUUCUACUUCUACAGAGGCAGUGAUGGCCACCAACUGGGAUGGCUUUAAAAGAGGAUUGGAUGAAUUUGUGGAGGAGUUAUCAGUGGCUACUAGUCAUGAUGGCUGUGCUCUACCUUCCCAGUUGGAGGAUGUAUCGCUUCUGAAUACCAGCUAUUGAAACGCCAGGAGUGGGAGGGUUGCUCUUGUGAGUUGUGCUCGCAGGCUUCCCAUAGACCUCUGGUUGGCCACUGUGAGAAUAGGAUGCCAGCUUGGAUGGGCCAGUGGCCUGAUCCAGCAGGCCUGUCUUACAUUCUUAGUAUUGAGAGGCAUACUGCCUCACACUGAAGGUAAUACAGAGCACAGGGGCACCUUCUGAUGAAAAUUUCCAUGCCCUUGAAUGUUUACAUAGCAAUAAACGUCUGCCCAUUACUACCAAAAAUAAUAAUACAUGUGCAUAAAAACCCCAAGUAGUAGCCCCAUUUGUGAAGCAUGGUGCAAGUGUUAUCUCAGACAUCUAAUACACACAUACAGUGAGCAUCUCUGUUUAUUAUAUAAUGGUGAUGAUGAUGUAUUAUUUAUACCCCGCCCAUCUGGCUGUGUUUCCCUAGCUCAGGGGUAGGCAACCUAAGGUCCACGGGCCAAAUGUGGCCCAAUCGCCUUCUAAAUCCAGCCCGCAGACAGUCUGGGAAUCAUCCAGUUUUUGAGUAGAAUGUGUCCUUUUAUUUAAAAUGCAUCUCUGGGUUAUUUGUGGGGCCUGCCUUGUGUCUCUACAUUAGUAGAAUAUGUGCUUUUAUUGAAAAUGCAUCUCUGGGUUAUUUGUGGGGCAUAGCAAUUCGUUCAUUUCCCCCCAAAAAAUAUAGUCCGGCCCACUACAUGGUCUGUGGGACAGUGGACUGGCCCACUGCUGAAAAGCCACUCUGGGCUGCUCCCAACAGAAUAUUAAAAACACAAUAAAACAUCAAACGAUAAAAUCUUGCCUAAGCAGGGCUGCCUUCAGAUGUCUUCUAAAAGUCAGAUAGUUGUUUAUAUCCUUGACAUCUGAUGGGAGGGCGCCACUACCAAGAAGGCCCUCUGCAACUGUAUGCAAUAGCCUUGUGUGUUAAUGUUAGAAACCUUUUGGCCAUACACACUUUCCCAAGUUUACAUAGAGCAGGCAUGCCUGGCUGGAGGUUAAAAAGAAAAGUUUUCAGAAAUGAAUUAGGUUCCUACCAUUUCACCACUUCACACAACACGCAGUUGAUAUGCAGAAUUUGUGAUGACAGCCUCUAGUUCAGCUAGCUUUAAAAUGGGAUUAGACUAGUUCAGCGAUGUGAAGAGGUCUAUCAACAAGCUGUUGGUUCAUGAUGGCUGUUGUAGAUCCUCCACAUUCCUGGGCAGUGUACCAUUGAAUCACAAGUGGGAGGGCUUUUGCCUUCAGGCUUGGCUGCUGGGAAUCCAGGAAGCAUCUGGUUGGCUAAUGCUGCAAACAGGAUGCUGGACUAGAUGGGCCUUUGGUUUUUCUGUAGCCCAGACAUAGUAAGACAAGAAGGCAGCAUGCUGCCUCUGAGCACCAGUUUGCAUGCAGCACAGAUGGGGAGAGGCUGUUGCAUGAUCUCCUGCUUCUGGGUUUCCCAUGGGCAUCUAUCUGGCUGGCCACUGUGAAAACAGGAAGCUGGGGCAAAUAGACCUUUGCAUGAUCCAGCAGCAUUCUUUUUAUGUUCUUAGUCUUAUGUUUGUCUUACAUUCCUAGUCAAGAAUGAAACCUGGGUAAGAGAGCUUACCUCUCUUCUGACCUGUUGUGGUGUGGGGAGAUCAAUAUCGGGACCAUAACUUGAAUGAUAAAGAACAUGCAAUUUCUCUUGAGGCAUUUCCACCAGAAUCCUAACAUAAAUCUUCCAGUUUCUGCUUAGAUUCUCCCAGAACAGCUUGCCAUGGUUCUGCAUGGGGUAUUUUCAUGGCUCAAGACAGUUAACGAAGUGAUCUACAAGUCUGGGGGUAGUUUGAUAACAAGCUGUCCAAGCAUACUGCUCUUCCCAGCUGGAACAACUGCUCCAUUGUAUUCUGGGGUUUUUGAGGAGGGGGGCAUGACUUCGAGUAGAGCCUGGAAAAUGACAAUUAUUCUGCUUUUUUGCUAACAGGCAUACUAACAGGUGCUGAGGUAAAUGUGUCAGGCUCUGAAUAUACUGUAGCUGGGCUCAAAAGAUGUUGAAGGGCUUAUGUAAUCCUCCUGGAAUAGUUCCAUAAACUUCCCUCCAGGGCCUUGAAAACUUCUACGGCUAUUCAUACCAGCUUCCACAUUUCACUUUACAAAGUGUGACCAGGAUCUGAAAAGCUGGUUAGUUUCCUGUGCCAAAGUGGGUUGUGGACUUGUUUCAAGUCUGUUUAAAAAAAUGUGUUUUUUUCCUCUCCAACUUAAAGGAGAUUUAAAAGUAGUUUGUGAUGUGGGGAAGGGUCUGGAAUCCCAGCAGUGCAUGCAAUCUGUCUAAAAUUGCUCUCUAGCUAGGAACAAAUGAGACGGUCUUAUUCCAAGGCAGUGUAUGAGUCGGUCUAGCACAAUAUUUUAUACUCAGUAGAUUCUACAGUGACUCUCCAGGGUUUCAGACAAGUGCUCUUUCCCAGUCAUAGCUGGAGAUGUUGGCAGGAUUGAAUCUGAGUCCUCCUACAUGCGAAACAGCUGCUCUGCCAUGGAUCUGCAGCCUAUAUUGAAUUCAAUAUCUUCCAGAACUGAAUUUGUUCCUGAAAGUUAACUGGUUUUAGAGGAUUCUGUAACCUAAUACGAUCUACUAGUGUCAUACAUUUAGUUGAAUGCAUAAUAAAUUUUUAGCACUAUGAAAUGAGUUUACUUUAAUUUUUAUUUAUAAAAGUAUGCAUGUACUGACAAGUCAUGUAAAAUAUUGAGGUGGUGUGGAAGAUAUUCAGUAAAAUGCAAGAUCAUUAAAGUGUGGCUAGUCAAGAAAGUUUAUUACAGUGGUACCUCAGGUUACAGACGCUUCAGGUUACAGACUCCACUAACCCAGAAGUAGUACCUCGGGUUAAGAACUUUACUUCAGGAUGAGAACAGAAAUCGUGCAGCGGCAGCAGGAGGCCCCAUUAGCUAAAGUGGUACCUCAGGUUAAGAACAGUUUCAGGUUAAGAAUGGACCUCCGGAACGAAUUAAGUUCUUAACCAGAGGUACCACUGUAUUAAGAUUUGAGUCAAUGUGUGUGCUAAAGGAACUGCCAAGACAGCUGCCAAUUUCCAAGGUAAACCACAAAUUGAAAACAAUCACACAAAAUGAAUAAAAUAUCAUAUUAAUAAUUUUGAAAAACCUUUAAAAAGAGAAAUGAACCACAUGAAUUUUACAAACACCACUAGACUUGCAUGCCUUAAAACCAGCUUCUCCGCUUCUGCCACCUUGGUUCCUUUACGUAGGAAAAUGUGUGUUUGUGCAUUUCGAAACAUUCUCUAUUUCAAUUGAUGUGGAUGAAGAAGGACUCUAAGGCACGUGAGAAGCAAAAGGAGCCUGAGGUUGUGCUGUUCAGGUGCCCUCAGCAGCAUAUUGUGGGAGCAGUGUGCCCAACAGGCCCCGAGACUGCACCAGAUGCCUGAGGAUAUUCUGUAUUCUGCAGCCCCAAUGGUGUUGAUCAUUGAGUAAUCCAGUCAAACACACCAGCAAUGCUCUCAUUACCACCUUUGCAUUUUGGCUGUACAAGAUUUGCUGAAGUGUGAAUUGACUGUAGCAGUAUGGUUGAGUGUUUCAUAAGAGGUCCCGUCCCCCCACAAUCCAUUUGUCCUCGUUUUUCUUCCUAUUCUCCCCCACCCCACCCCCCAAUCAUUCAUCUUGCCUUAAUACUUUCCCACCAAAUACCCCAAUCUGAUUGGCCAUCAAAAUGUGUGGCAACAAUUCAGCUCCAAGAAUAGGAAUUAUAGUGUAGCAACUUCAUUUUUCCCCCCUUUUGGGAAAAGUAGCAAUAACAUCUCUCUUAUUUUAUUGUCCGUUAAAAAACAAAACAAAAAGGAUUAAUUUCAGUCAUGCCUUUUUUUUUAUCUUCUGACGGUUCCUUCAUUUGUCAGCAUCUUUUUUUUCCACUUGCAGUGUCCACAAAUUAAUAUGGUGGUCCGGGUGGGUUUGCAUUAGUUAUGUCCCUGAGUCAGGGAUGGACUAUAUAGCUUACACUGUGGGUGUCAUAGCGCUCCCAAACCCAAAUGCAGUGAUCUCUUGUAGAUGCCCCUGUGCCUUGGAUUCCCACUGCUGUAAUACUUAAUUUGCUUACUUUGCUAAAUUUGCAUACACCUUUUCACCUCUUUAAACAAAUGGAGUGGGGUUCAAAGCAGCUUGCAGCCAAAUAAGAACAAAACAAAGCUAUCCUUUAAAAGCAACCCAACUCCCCCUGCCCCCCUCCUUGCAGUGAAACCUAAGAACCUGAAGCAUGCCCAAACAAAACUGUCCUAUCCUGCUUCUAGAAAUGCCAGCAGGGACAGAACUGAACAGGCAGCCUGUUGGAGGAUGUGUCACAGCUCUCUGAGCAGCAACGGAGCAGGUUCCUGCUUCUCAAAAGCCAGCCUGGCCUCUGAAUGCAGUGUAACUUGAAACAAAGCCUCUUAAACUGUGCAGAAAGUACUUGCAGGGAGGUUGUGGGAAAUGCAGGGAGUGCUCAGCUUGAGUGCUUUGGCUCCUUUGCUUAACCUGUUGCAUCUGAAGGCAGCCGUAGAAAACAACUUCUGGAGGAAGGCUAGGAAAGAGCCCCUUCUCCUUGACAUCUUGUUUCCCCUCUUGUAAGAGCAUUUUAAAAAAUAUUUCAUGCAGUUCCCACUUGCCGUCUAUUGUCUAAGGGCCCAGGAGCGGUUGUCCACCUCCUGGGUGGUUAUUGUGAACGAGGCUUCAGACUGUGCAUCAAAACCCAAUCUGCAACUUCCAAAAUUCCACAUAGGUGCAUUUGACUGUAACCUCAUUCUGACAUCCCUGCUCUGGCUGAGUUGUGUCAGCUGCUUACAUCCCAGUCACAUGCAGUCAUCGUGGUUGUAGGAUGCUGCAAGUAGGACCAAAUGAAGUAUGCUCCACCUCUUCACUUACUUUGAAAUACCCGUCUGCUGCUUUCCCACUUUAACAAAAAUAAGGUGCACUCCCAAAAGUUUCUCGCAUAAACAGCCCAUAAACUAAAGCAAGAUAAAGCUAACACUACUUUUUUAUUUUAAAAAAUGGCAACAAGUAGCACACACAGUUGAUAAAACAAAUGGAUAAACAGCAAUCAGUAAAACAAACAAAUCAAUGAGGGUAAAGUUAAGUUAAAUGCCAUUGAAGAUGCUCUUUGCCACCCAUCUAAUAUUUUGACACAGGGUCACCUGGAGAAUAACUGGGGGUGGGAUAGUAUUAGAGACCACUCAUUGUGUGCAUACUGCUGUUUCUACAUCAUUAAGCCUUUCAGCAGAAGUAGACCACUAUUAAUCCCAUUUUACAGAGGAGGCAGUUGAAACCAUGGGAGUAUGCCUUGCUCCAGAUUCCACCCAGAGAGAUCUGGCUAAGUUUCUAUUGCACCCUAGGUCCAGUGGGCUGCACCAACUCCAGACCACAUAGGAAGUCGCCUUAUACGUGGUCACAACACUGGUCCAUCUAACUUAGCCUUGUUGACACUGUAUGGUGGCAACUCUCCAAACUCUCUUUCUAGCAGGGUUUUCCCCACCUCCACCCCCUCCCUGCCUUACCUGGAGAUUGAACCUGGUAUGCUCUACAUCAGGCUUCCUCAGCCUUGGCCCUCCAGAUGUUUUUGGCCUACAACUCCCAUGAUCCCUAGCUAGCAGGACCAGUGGUCAGGGAUGAUGGGAAUUGUAGUCUCAAAACAUCUGGAGGGCCAAGGUUGAGGAAGCCUGCUCUACAUGGAAAGCUACGUCAUUCCCCCAUCCUUGUAUCCACAGGCUAUAUUUAAAAAGAGAGAAAGAGCGAGAGCUGUGCACCAGGUCCGGCCAAAUCACAGAUCACAGACAGCUUUGGGAUGACCUGGGAUUCGACCGGAUUGGGUGGAGGCAGCCGUGGGUUGGCUCAGGUCCACCCAGAGGGAUCUGGGGCUGUUAAAAGAGGGGGUGGUCUGGCAGCAAGGUGGGAUGCCUGUCUGCAUCUCCAUCUCCCCCCGCUUUGCUGUUUAAUUAGGAUUUUUAUUUAGGGGCUACUCUGAAGCAUGGGCCCCAAAACGGAUCUGCGCAGCUUUAGAGAAAACCCUCCACCUUUCCUUGUCUCAUCCUUUUAACCUCUUGGCUAUUUUCUGUUCCUUUCAUGUGGUCUUGUUCUUCUCUGUUUCGACAGAGCAUAAACCUGUUUGGUUCUACUUUUUUCUGUUUUCAUUUUUUUUCUUUCUUUCACUGUUCUCAUUCCACUUCCCCUGUGGUUUCAUUCCUAUAUCUUUCUUGUUUAGACCAACUGGAGGAUCCAGCCAGCGGUAGCGCGGGCAUGUAGGACCCUUCGGUAAACCUGAUGGUAAGUGCACUCACUCGUGUGCUUCUAUCAGGCUCCUAACAGGCUUUGGGGCGUAGCAGCCACAAAACAUCUGGCAGGUGGGAAUUGCUAUUCCGUGCACAGGAGGCAACAGCAUUGCCUUCUGCAGCUACAACACAGAAGUUUUCAGCCGUAUCAUAGUAACUGGUAUAGAAUGCCAAGGACCCAAAGUUUCAUUAGUCAUGAGUUCCCUCUUCAAAGAGGGAGGGAAACUGAAAAACUUGAGUGACUUGUUUUGUCAUAACUUGCUUGUGACUCUCCAUGUUAAGCUGAAAAAAAUAAUGCCUCUUUCUAGCUCCUCUGUCAAAUACGCAAAGGGGGUUCUCCUCCCCAACUUUCCUAUCUGGUGUCAAGAUUGCCCAUCUAAGGAUGUUGAUUUGUCUGCCUGUUGUGUCAUUAAAAUCUUCAUUCCCCACCUUUUCUGUCCUCACCUGUGACGUGUGACAGACAAUUUGGUGUGGUUGUCAGAAUGUCUGAACUAAACUGGAUAGACCAAGGUACAAAUAAAUCCUCACUCAACCCUGAAGCUCACUGGGCGAGCUUGGGCCAGUCACACUUUCAGCCUAAUCUACUUUGCAGGGCAGUUGUGAGGAUAAAAUUGGGAGUGGGGGAAGCCACGCCUGCCACCUCGCGCUCCUUGGAGGAAAAGUGGGAUAUAAAAGUAGUAAUAAAUGAAAACGGCACUUGGAAGUUUGCUGAUAGUCAAGAGUUAAAAUGGAAUGCCAAUAAGUAAUUAAAAUAAAUGCUGCACAGCAAGUAAAAAUGGUGGCCACAUAGAGAUGAAUACUACCUGCUCCUAAAACAUGCUGGAAUAGCAGUUUUUACCUGGUGUUCUGAAUGCCAGCAGAGAGGGAGCAGACAAACUUCCAAUAUAAAGGGAGAUCGCCUGGUUGAGAAGACAGUCUUUUUCUUCUUGUUGUUUUACUCAGCUGUAGCUAUAAUGGGUAGGAAAUAAAACCAGGAAACCAGGUAAUAUUGCCCAGGAUGAGAUAGUCCUUUAGAGUUUUACUGAUUUAUUCAUCAGUAUUUAUACCACCUGUCGACGAAUUCCUCUGGGUGGUUUACAGACUCAUUACAAAUAGAAAAUACAAUAAGUAGUGUGAACUCAGUAACCCAACUUCAUAAACCAGCACACACACACACACACACACACACACACACACACACACAAACCAAGCUAGGCCAGCAUAAAUGCAAGCUGCAUUAAAAUCAAUACAAAACCAAUGUCAAACCAACAAGUGAGCUGGGAGAGUGCAAGAAUUUUACAAAGAACCAAUAUAAUAUAACUAGUAUGAACUAAAAGGUCUGGGAGAAUAAAGAUAACACAGUUUUUGCCAAAAAGGAGGGUGAUAAACGUGUAGAAAAUACUGCAUGGUUUGGAGAAAGGGUUUCUUCCUCAUAAUCCUAGGAACCUGAGGUCAUCCAAUGAAGCAGCUCUUCUGCAUGCUGUGAUUUUAUUAAUUAUUAGGAGAGGUCUAAAUGCAGCUGCUGGAAGCCUGCAGUUAGGAGACUCUCAGCAUAGCUCACGGUCCAUUUUCCACAGUUCUUGGCCCUGUCACACUUUUCCAGAAGUUUGUAAACUACAGCGGCCUUCCUCCAGACUCUCUAAAGGUUGAAGUAGAAAUAAUCCAAAUUCUGUUAAGUGUAAGUUGCCAAAGCGGAGUCCAGAAUGUUCUGACUUGUGCAGCUUAUUUUUUCCCCCUUAAAUAUUUUCUUAAAUAUUUAUAUAUUUCAAAAAAAUUACAACACUUUCCAAAUUACAACCAAAUAACUUUGGACUCUCUCCCUGGUGGUUUCCUCAAUUUUCCAAUUAAUGCUGCAUGUUGUAAUUCUAUGCCUUAUUUUCUCCACACUGUUUUCAGAUAUAAAUUUUACUGCUGUUCUUAUUCUAAAGCUACCUGCCUUUUCACAUGUUUACAUUUUUUUAAACAAUCUGCAAACAAUUUCCAAUCCUCCUUAAAAAUUUCCCUCGGCUUGAUCUCGUAAUUUUGCUAGUUAAACUUGCCAUUUCGGCAAAUUCCAUCAGUCUGACUUGUGCAGUUUCAACGUUUUUACACUAUUGUUGCUUUCAGAUCAGAUACUUUGGAGAACCUUUUGGGUGCAGUAUUUCAGGCUAUCAGGGUCCAAAGGGGCAUAAUCCUAGAGAAAUCAGGGGAUAUUUUUGGCUGGGAGAAAAAGAUUUGGCAGGUCUCACGUUACUUCUCUGCGAAACACAGAAAAAGCCUGUGCAAACCAGUUUGAAAAGUGAUGGAAGUUGCUGAAGCAGUGGACACUGAAAAGCUUUGGACGUUUCCGUUUGCUCCUAGGACUCUGAUCCAGUGGAUCUAAAAUUACAUUUGCUCUCAAGUUGUCAUCCUGGCUGUUUUUAGUAAGCGGGAGCAGCUGCACGCUGAAUCGCCUCUUCCAGGGUAAUUCCGUGUUAAGGUCAUUCAGGUCUAAUUCCAGAGCGAGUGUUUGCAGCUAGGAGUCUCAUUAGGAGACUUUUAGGUGAGCUACUUAUCUCUGGCAUUGUUUCAUUUCCAAGCCUAUUAGUAGAAUUUUUACCCAACUGCUCCUCAAAGGAACUCCCAAGUUGCAUGUGCCAUUUCCCUUUGCACCCUAUUAUAGCCUUACAACUGUUCUGCGAGGUAGGUCUAGCCCAGGGGAUGUGGAGAACCAGACGUUGUUGGACUCCAGCUCCCAUCAGCCUCAGCCAACAUGGCCAGUGGGCAGUGUUGAUGGGUCCAAUAACAUGAACUCAGCUCCACUCCUGGUCUUCACAUUAGAUUUCACUGCAGUGAUUGGUUCGUGAGGCUAUUACAGGCAAAUCAAAUACAGAAAGUUGGGAAUGCAGACCAGCAGUAAAGUACGGAGUGCAGAAUGAAUGGUGACGAAGGAAAGGAAGCAGCUCAGUGAUCAGUACUAUAAGGCAACUUAAGCCUAUGAGAGAGCAUCUUGGAGGACGUUCAAGAUGGGUUUGUGAGAGUCACUGAGAAGAGAAUGAGACUUCCCAUCAGUAAACAGGGAUCGGAGUAGCAAUUACGUGGAGUUAGUUGCAUGCCCAGUAUUAGCCCACAUUUGACCUAUGAAAAGUAGACAGUCAGAAAGGAUAGAGAUUAUCAAACCUGCUUUUGGUGGCCGAGUCUCCAAUUUGUUUUUUGUUGGUCAUGGGUAGCGAAAUAAAAUUGUGCAGUGGACCACCAACCCUGCUCUUUCCAGACAUGGGGAAAAGGUAAGCUAAGUUCCUCGUUUUUCACCGGGCUUGUGCUUCCACAUGCCACCAAAACUCACCACAGCAUCUAGACACAGCCUCCUUUCUUCAGGCCCUGAAGAAGGGCAGAGGCUCACCUGCAUGUGACACUGGGCGCAUAUAUAUAUAUAAACAACAAAGUAUUCCAUAAAAGCAAAAACUGGGGAGAUGAUUUAUCAAAGAAAGAGACCAAAAAUAAGUGACUGUCCCUUGUAAACAAAAAGUGUGUGUGUGUGUGUGUGUGUGUGUGUGUGUGUGAAAUUCACAUGGAGUUCAUGCCAUUAGUUGUGUUGCAUCCUAAAUUAGUCUUGAAAAAUAUGCAGUCUUUUUAAAAAAAAAAAAAAAAAAGAUAGGUCAGAAUUAUAAACGGGCUUUUGUCUGUUGCUGAUCUUGUUUCAGUUGAACGUGAAAAGAUCUAUAAUAGGAAGGAGCUGAAAUUGUAAGGGGAAAACCCCAAUAUUUUGCAUUUCACCUGUACACAAAAUUGUAAAUCCUUACAAUAGUUCUGUAAGGUGGGUGAUGGUUAUUGUCAGGGAACUGACAUCGGAGCCAGAGGCGGAGGCUAGGCUCUCAAGCGAUGCUGGAGAAGGGCCCAGCAGGGGGAGAGGCGGCUCACCAGCUGGGGAAGGAAAUCAGCGUAACACCAGGGAUAAAGGGGGCCGAUGGGGGAAUCAGCGAGGGGGCUCCAGGACUCCUCGCCGGAGAUCAGCGAGGAGAGCACGGGUCCUCCGCUACCCACGCCCUCGCUGCGCAGAAGACUUCCGCGCAGGGAGAGUAGGAGGAGACUUGGAGUCAAACAACUUUUAUGCUGGAAAAGAUGUAAGACACGCCCACUGACGGAUUCUGCUAGCGACUGAACAGCCACGAAGUGUAGGGCUGUCCAGACAGAAAAGGUUUAACAAGGCAACCUAGCCAGGAGUGGCACCAACUUGCGCACGAGCAACCCCUACGUUUAUGACAGUUAUUUUCCCCUGUUUUUCCCAUGUUAGACACUACAAAUGUCUGUGCAUGCUGGGAUCCAUGAAUAGCCUGCUGUUGUGCUCCACUUACACUAUGCUUUUGCAGUGUGUUUUUUCUUUUACACAGUGUUUUAUUGUUAUGUGUUUGUGUGUGUUAAGCAAUAUCUCCAGAAAUUUGGAAACCAAUUUGGUCACCCUAAACAUAUCAUUUAUAUGAGGUACUUAGCACCAUAUCUCCUUAAACAAAAUUUAUAGUAGUAAUAGUGCUAGGUGAUGGACGUGCAACCAUCAUGGCUGACUUUUUAAACAAGGAUUGAGGGUGCCCACAGACCAAAGAUUUUGGGGGACAUUUGUUAAGUUAACCUACUGAUCCUUAAUUCAGUGUCAUGCUGUGCCCUAGUUAUUUUGUUAAGUGAUAAUAAUAGAGAAAGAUAACCCAAGUGGCAGCAAAGCAGUGUGCAGCUCAUUAACUGUACUGUAAUUGCAAUUGGGUGUGAAGAAUGUGUGGGUCUUCAGAGCUCCAACUAAAAUACAGUAAGAGGUGGCAAAAAUUUGGAAACUGGCAAAAAAGUCAAGGAGGUACAGUGGUACCUCGGGUUACAUACGUUUCAGGUUACAUACGCUUCAGGUUACAGACUCUGCUAACCCAGAAAUAUUACCUCAGGUUAAGAAAUUUGCUUCAAGAUAAGAACAGAAAUCGUGCUCUGGCAGCGUAGCAGCAGCAGGAGGCCCCAUUAGCUAAAGUGGUGCUUCAGGUUAAGAACAGUUUCAGGUUAAGAACGGACCUCCGGAACAAAUUAAGUACUUAACCCAAGGUACCACUGUAUAUGUGUUUAAGAGAAGGUGACUAGAUAACAAUUAGUUAAAUUAUAUAAACUCACUGGCUUUCUUUUAUAUUAGUGAAGGAAAGAUUUAAUCUAGAGAGAUUUGGGAAGGUUUCUGUGCUGAGAAGAAGUGUGUUAUUGGAAUAAGAUAAUAUUCUUAAAUGUGGUACUAGUGGAACAAUUUCACUUGCUGCAGCAGAAACAACAAAUAAUCUUUUGGCACCUUAAAUAAUAACAAAUCUAUUAAAAACAGAGCAUUUUGUGAUGGUACUCAUUGGUACAGAGUAACAACACCUCUUUCUUAUCCCCAUUAGCAGCCAUUUUGUGCUGGCACAGUCAGUGCUUUUAUUGAGAUGAGUAUCAGCACCACAUUUUUACCAAAAAAAAAGAAGAACCCCAAGCUGAAUGCGGCUUAAUAAAUUUUGUGGACAGCAGGCCACUUCAUCAGGUGCAUGAUCAAGGAUCUGCUGACAUGUAUGACACGAAAGCUUAUGCCAUAAUAGUCUUUAAGACUCCCUCUUGUGAUUCUGGUAGAAUUACUUUCUUGUUCAUUUCUGUAUGCAUGGAUACAAUAUUUCUAACGUACUUGAUAUUAGUUUCAGAAUUAAAAGUAACCAAUAUUGAAAUUAAAAGAAUGUUUAAAAAGAGAGGAACAUGCAGUGGUCUGAAGACCGUAAUGCUUUUGCUACAUUUGAAUGUAUUUUCUGUAAACACCAACUUCAUUGGGAUACCUGUUUGGAUGGCAUACAUAACCAAGAUGGAUGUAUUUAUUGUAUUUUAAGUUUUAAAUGCUUUACAGUAUUGUUCAUUUUCCAUAUAUGUACAACACAUAAUUUUCUUCAUUUCAGUCAGUCCAAUAAGAAUGUCGUAUGUUCACAAAAAAUGCAUACAAGUUCAAUUAUGUGUUUUCUGCACAAACCUAUGACUUCCCAUCCUCUCCAUAUUUCUUUUAUAAUAAGCAUCUUACUUUAAUUUUUUAUUAUUAUUUUGUAAAAAUUCUCUUUUCUAUUUCGAUUUCAUUUUCUUUCAUAUACAUUAUUUACAGAAAUCAUUCAAAGGCAACUACUGUGCUUAGAUUACAACUACUUUUCAAAUAAAUUUUGAAAUUAUUCCAUUCAAAAAUGAACUCUUAUCCGGGCUUGUCUCUGAUUUUUUUUUUUUAAAGAGAGGCUAAUUCCACGUAUUCUGUCAGUUUGAGUAACCAUUCAGCUCUGGAAGGAUGUAUUUAUUGUACUGUGAAUUUGAGCUGAUGGUUUUGGUUUUGUGCUGUGGUGGUUUUGGUCCCCCCUCCUCCUUCUCCUAUGCUUUUGUUUUUCUUUAUGAAAUUUGCAGUGAAGAGAGAUAGAGAUAAACACUGCCUCUCAAUUGUUUUUGGAGAUGUUGCCUUUAAAAGAAGUCAAAGCAAUGCAAACAAAUUGUCACGUCUUUUUUCUUUUCUUCUCCACCCUUUUUGUUUUUUUUAAAGGGAAGAAAAAAUCCCAGGAGGCUAAAAACAAAGGAAAGAAAGCAACUGAUAAAAAGCAGAAAACGGUUCUGGAUUUAACUUCUGCCGACAUGAAGGAGCCUAAGGAAGGUAAGAGUGCGUCUGUAUGUGUGCACAUAAAAAUGAGAGAAGGUCCUUCCAGAUUAUCUGUUUAUUGAGCAUUCAUUCCAUUUGCUUGUAGGGAGGUUAGAUAACUGUUGCAUCAAAGCCACGUAUUAUUCCACACUUUCCAGGUCAUUUUCCCUCAAAAAGUCCAACCUUUAGGGGAAGUGGGGUUUGUUGCAUAAGAGUUCCAAAGCAACUUUAAUGAUGCAGCCUGAAUUUGCUGGUAUUGAAUCACACUGAAAAAUACCAAAAGCCUAGAAGCGCCCAGAGUUAAUUUCAGUCCCUCCUUCUAAUAGCAAUCCUCUUGUGAUUGCCGCUAAGAUUGUAGCCAAGUGGGGCCAUUUAGAAUCAGUAAAGGUAAAGGACCCCUGGACAGUUAAGUCCAGUCAAAGGCGACUAUGGGGUUGUGGCGCUCAUCUCGCUUUCAGGCCAAGGGAGCCAGCGUUCGUCCACAGACAGCUUUCCGGCUCUUGUGGUCAGCAUGACUAAACCGUUUCUGGUUCAACGGAACACUGUGAUGGAAACCAGAGCGCAUGGAAACGCCAUAUACCUCCCCGCCACAGCGGGUUUUUUUACUAUAUUUACUUGCACUGGUGUGCUUUCAAACUGCUAGGUUGGCAGGAGCUAGAACAGAGCAACAGGAGCUCACCCCAUCGCACAGAUUCGAACUGCCAACCUUCUGAUCAGCAAGCCCAAGCGCCACAGAAAACAAAAAUCUCUGAAAUACUAAAGGGGCAGGAACAAAACAGCUCAAUAAGGACUGAGCCUACUCUGUAAACACAUCAUGGCUGAUAAAAUCUAGCAGUAGCAGAUUGGCUGUAUUGAUCCAGGGAGUCAUUAGUGCCUUAUUACAGGAGAGAGUGAUGCCUGUUUCCUUGAAAGAGAUGGUGGUAAGCCCCUCCCCGAAGGACACAUUCAACAGAAAGAAUUUAAGGAGCAACUCCCCCAGUAUCAACCAUCUUUGGCCCUACAAUCAGCAGGGGAGGCCCUUUUGAUUGUCCCACCUCUGGCUGCUGUCCAUGGCAGGGCGUUCUCAUUGGGGUUCCCCAUUGGUGGAAUGCCCUCCCUGUUGAGGUGUGUCUCUCUCCCUUGUUACUGACUUUCAGGGGAAAUCUGAAAACACAUUGGGUUCAUAAUUCUUUUUAAAAAUAUAUUAUUGUUAUUAUUUAGUGUUGUUUUAAAGUUUGAUGUUUGCCACACUCGGCUCCGUUGGGAGAAGGGGACAUGUUAGAAAUUUGAUAAAUAAUAGUAAUAGAUAAUAAUAGAAGUGAGUGUGGCACUUGGGCUGAAAAAAAAUUCCCUGCCCGUUUUAUAGGAUGGGACCUAUUUUAAAGCCAGACUUGAAAGUCAAAGGAGAAAAUAAAUUGAAAAUGCAUUUGGAAAGGUUCUAUACAUUUUAAUUCCUCCUCCCCAUUUUUUUUUUCUUUUAUAGGCCAUAAACAGGAGGAUGAAACUCCCUCUGUUUCAGCAGUGCUGUCCCUGGAGCAGACAGCUGUGAUCCAGGAGAUGGUAAAUCAAGACACACUUCCAAACUUGGUUAUCCCCUGUCCGGUCAGUGGGCCCCAUCCAGUGCCUGAAGACAAACAGGAAGCAGUAACAUGUGGCUCGAAUGUUUUAGAGGAGGAGCCAGAAGAGGAUGGGGAGGACCCUGAGGAGGAUACAGGGGAGGAAGAAGAGGAGGAGGAGGAGGAGGAGGAGGACGAAGAGGAUGAACCUGAGGAGGAAGAGGAAGAUGUCAGCUUCCCUAAAGGAAGUCCUGACAUGGAACCCAUGCCCAUAUGUGAAGACAAGCUGGAAUCUGUGGAAGAGCAGAGCAGCAUAUCUGAAGACUCGCCAGAAAGCUCCCCCAAGAAAAAGGCUGUGGCAAAAUUCCCCAAAGUGAGAGAUGAAUCUAAUGGGAAUAUCCACGGUACGUUCAUGUUUCCAUGUCAGCAUUGUGAAAGGAAAUUUACCACAAAGCAGGGUCUUGAACGCCAUAUGCAUAUCCACAUCUCUGCAAUCAGUCAUGCUUUCAAAUGCCGCUAUUGCGGCAAAGCUUUUGGCACCCAGAUUAACCGGCGGAGGCACGAGCGGCGCCAUGAGGCCGGACCGAAAAGGAAGCCCUUCCCAGUGCUGGCUUCAGCCCAGCUGUCGGAAGGCAGCGCCAAGAACCAAACAAUUCCUGAAGAUGGUAUUAAAGACGAAACGAACAGCAGGCAGGACUCAGUAGCUGUGGAGACUGAGAAAGUUUCUCUCGAAAUGCCAAAUCCUGUUCUCUUUGAAGAGAGCAAGGGACCCAAAGAACUGCACCCGUGCAAAUAUUGCAGGAAGGUUUUUGGCACCCACACCAAUAUGCGAAGGCACCAGCGAAGGGUCCAUGAGCGCCAUCUCAUCCCCAAAGGUGUCAGGAGAAAACCUGAGGAGCCCCAGUUUCCAGCAGAGAAAACCCAGCAGUCCUCAAAUGUGUACGUAGCAAGCACAGACCUCGAAGAGGAGGGAGAAGCAGAUGAUGUGUACAUUAUGGAUGUUUCCAGCAAUAUAUCUGAAAAUCUCAAUUAUUACAUUGAUGGGAAGAUUCAGUCCAACAGUAGCACAAGCAAUUGUGAAGUGAUAGAGGUGGAAUCCAGCUCGACAGAACUGUAUGGAAUAAACUGUUUACUUAGUCCAGUGACGGUGGAAAUAUCCCCAAGUGUAAAGGCUACAUCAGUGCACCUAACUGACGUACCGAAAGAGUCACCAGUCAGUGGAAGCACCGAACCCAAAAAGAGGAGGACUGCAAGUCCUCCUCUUCUGCCUAAGAUAAAAACCGAAAUGGAUCCAGAACCAAUCACAUCAUUGUGUUCCUUGACUAUUCCUCUUACUAUAUCAGCAGCCGAUAACUUGCCUUUCCCCAAAGAGAAAAAUAUUUAUUUAUCAUCAAAGCUGAAACAGCUUCUCCAGACACAGGAUGGGAGUAAGGUAGCACCGUCUCCCCCCUCAUCAUCAUCGUCCUCAACUGAAAUCCCCAAACUGGGACUCACAGCUACAUCUUCGCCUCUUCUGCCUGCCGCCUCCAGCAGGUUCAAACGAAGGACCAGUUCCCCUCCCAGUUCACCGCAACACAGCCCAGCUCUACGAGACUUUGGCAAAGCAGGUGAGGCGAAACCUGUUUGGAAUGACGCAACUCUGGGCUCAAAGAUUGCCAAGCUAGAGAGCCAUAGCAAUUCUCCCGUAUGGAGUUUGUCUGGGAGAGAAGAAAAAGAGACAAUGAGCCCUCUUUGCUUGGAAGAGUAUAAAGUAUCAAAGGACUGGACGCCAAGUCCUCCAUUUGGCAAUGUGUGCAACCAGCAGCCUUUGGACUUAUCCAGUAGCAUGAAGCAAAGGUCCAACUGCAAGAACAGGACUCAGGCUCCCUGGGAAUCGGUGUUAGAUCUCAGUGUCCAUAAAAAGGCAUGCAGUGACACUGAAGCCAAGGAGAGUAACUCGGCGCCACCAGCAUGUAGUGGUGUCAAGAAGAAGCCAACCACAUCCAUGCUGCAGAAAGUGCUUAUGAAUGAAUAUAACGGGACUGAUUCGUCGUCUGAAAACCCUGCAGCUGAAACGAACCCAAGCCUGGGUGCCUGCAAAACAGAAGAGCAUCCAGAGCCAGAGUCCAGGGCUAGCCUCCCUGUUCCAGUGGUCGAGUCAGGUUCCCUGUGCCCUUCUCCUGAGACACCUUUACUGCCAUCAUCUUCUGCAUCUUCAAGUCAGGUGCCGCCUCUCCUGACUCCAACAAACUCUCCUUCCCCUCCACCUUGCCCUCCUAUGUUAAAGGUUCCCACUCCACCACCACCUCUCCUGCCUACUGUUCCCUCUCCGUUCCCAGAGGAGCCCACAAGCAUCACUCCAAGUUCAUGUCCUUCUCCCUUAUCAAAUACUACUGCUCAGUCCCCUCUUCCAAUCCUUUCCCCUACGGUCUCAACGUCUCCUGUUCCUUCAGUAGGACCUCUUAGUUGUCCUUCCCCUGGACCUCCCAACCUCUCUUCCUCCUCGUCGUCCUUUUCUUCCUCCUCUUCUUCGCCACUGUCAUCCUCAUCUCCUUCUCCACCUCCACUCUCAGUGGUCUCUUCUGUCCUUUCCCCUGGCGAUAACCUAGAAAACUCAGUCCCUAUUAUCUCUUUUAAGCAAGAAGAGGUGGAGAGUGAGUGUCAAAAGCCAAGGGAAGACCCACACAGUUCCAACAAAGCUAAUACCAUCCAGGAGACAUUUAAUAAGAGCUUUGUGUGCAAUGUUUGUGAGUCCCCUUUUCUUUCCAUUAAAGAUCUCACCAAACAUUCAUCUGUUCAUGCUGAAGAAUGGCCCUUCAAAUGUGAGUUCUGUGUCCAACUCUUCCGAGAGAAAACGGAUUUGUCAGAACACCGCUUCUUGCUCCAUGGCGUUGAGAACAUCUUUGUGUGCUCCGUCUGCAAGAAAGAAUUUGCUUUUCUAUGCAAUUUGCAGCAGCACCAGCGGGACCUCCACCCGGACAAAGAGUGCACACACCACGAGUUUGAAAGCGGGACUCUCCGGCCGCAGAACUUCACAGAUCCCAAUAAGGCUAAGACUGAACACAUGCAGCUCCUGCCUGAAGACUCCUCCGAACCUUCUAAGGAGGAGGAAGAAGAGGAAGAGCUGAAUGACUCCUCUGAAGAGCUUUAUACAACUAUCAAAAUAAUGGCUUCUGGAGUCAAGUCAAAAGAUCCAGAUGUCCGCAUGGGCCUCAAUCAGCACUACCCAAGUUUUAAGCCCCCUCCAUUCCAGUAUCACCACCGCAAUCCUAACGGGAUUGGAGCCACUGCCACAAAUUUCACAACCCACAAUAUCCCACAGACCUUCACCACUGCCAUUCGCUGCACAAAGUGUGGGAAGAGCGUAGACAACAUGCCUGAAUUGCACAAGCACAUCUUGGCUUGCGCUUCCGCCAGUGACAAAAAACGGUAUACACCGAAGAAGAACCCCGUGCCGUUAAAACAGACCGUUCGCCCUAAAAAUGGUGUCAUCCUCCCCAGCCCCACGAGCAACGCGUUCAGGCGCGUGGGCCAGCCUAAGAGGCUGAACUUUAGCGUCGAGGUGGGCCGGAUGUCCUCUAACAAGCUCAAAAUCAGUGCAUUAAAGAAGAAAAACCAGCUUGUCCAGAAAGCCAUUUUGCAAAAGAAGAAAUCUCAGCAGAAGGCAGAGUUGAGGAACAGCACAGCAGAGCCCAGCACUCACAUCUGCCCUUACUGCAACCGGGAAUUCACCUACAUUGGGAGUCUGAACAAGCAUGCUUCCUACAGCUGUCCCAAAAAGCCUAUUUCCCCUUCCUCUAAGAAGAACUCUAAAAAGAAAAGUGGGGCAUCCUCUUCCAGUGGUGAUAAAGCUAGCAAUCGGCGGCGGACAGCAGACGCCGAGAUCAAAAUGCAAAGCACUCAGGCUCACCUAGGCAAGACCCGAGCCCGGAGCUCUGGACCCCUGCCGCUGCAGCUGCCCUCUGCGUCCUUCAAACUGAAACAAAACAUCAAAUUUGUGCCACCUGUUAAAUCCAAAAAGCCGAGCACUUUGUCGGCAGCAAGGAACGCCAGCCCCGUAAGGAUGUCCAAGAUGAUUCCAGGAGAGGGCAAGAAAGUGAAAGGGGUGGCCAAGAGCAGCUCCCCCGGGCUCUCGACCAAAGCGUCCCGCAAGUUGCAUGUCAGGAUACAGAGGAGCAAAGUGGCCUUGGCCAGCAAGUCAGCUGUGGCAAACAAGAAAAAGGCGGACAGAUUCAGCACGAAGUCGAGAGAGAGGGUUGGCGGCCCUGUCACCCGGAGUGUGCAGCAGGCAAGCAGCUCCGAUGCCCCAGAGAGCAGCAAGAGGGAAGAAACCAGCACACGGCAAGAGCUGAAAGAUUUCAGGUGAGUUUCUCUGCUGUGGCGGAUCUUGCUGUUGUCAAGCACACUUGAGAUGGCGUAAACCCUGCUGAAUCCAGUGGCGCUUUAAUAAAUCAUAGAAUCAUAGAGUUGGAAGAGACCACAAGGGCCAUCGAGUCCAACCCCCUGCCAAGCAGGAAACUCCAUCAGAGCACUCCUGACAUAUGGUUGUCACUAUGAAGCAGUCCCUUCGGGCUUUAAAACAGUGUUGGAGACCUCUAGCCCUCUGGCUGUUGUUGGAUUCCAGUUCCCAUCAGCUCCAGCCAGCAGGGCCAGGGAUUAUGGGAGUUGUAGUCUCUAGCAACAGAUGAGCUUGGUAGUACUGCAACGUACUUCACAUGGAGCUGGUGUUUUGAAAUGCUUUGGGGGAAACUGGCUUGAUAUGGGACAUAGAAUCACAGAAUUGUAGAGUUGGAAAGGGACCCUGAGGAUCAUCUAGUUUCACCCCCUGCAAACUAUGCUGCUGUCCCAAACAAGGAUCAAACUUGUAACCUUGGUGUUAUCAGCAUCACCAGCUGGUUAGAGCGUGGUGUUCUAACUAACACUAACCCCAAACUCUGCCCCUCCCACAGAAUUCAGCCAAGAGAUUACCCAAGAUCUUUAUCUAGCAAAUUGAGAAAUAAGAAUACACUUUCAACAAGCUAACCACACAAAUUUGCUUUCCUACAUGACUUUUUAAAGUUGUUUCCAGUGAUCCUAUUUCUCUCCUUCCAUCACCACCACCUGUGUGGGUUUUCUUAACUCUGUCACAUUUCAGAUCUAGCUAGUUAAAAAUAUAUAUAUAUCCUUCCUCUCCUGUUCCAUUUUGUUAAUCUUCCUUUCUCCCCACUGUUUCUUGACACAUAGGAACCUCCUGUGA
Messenger RNA from Podarcis lilfordi (Lilford's wall lizard), 50472 nucleotides. Lineage: Eukaryota; Metazoa; Chordata; Lepidosauria; Squamata; Lacertidae. The record is from the annotation of a GenBank genome assembly.